AGAUGGCCGUCAGCUGAGCGCAAACUGUAAAGAGUGUUAGCUCUAUCGACAGAAGUUCCACAAAAGAUAAGAUAUUAGCUCUCCAUUUUAUCCUUAUGUAUGAAAAAUAAUAUUUUGUGCUGGGCAAUUUUGGAGAAAAAUUAAAAUGUCGACAGAGCUUCAAGGAAGUGGAAAAGAUCGACAGAAAAGUGCGGAUAAGAAUAAAUCUCGCCUUGCAGCUUUGGCACCUGGAGAAAAUAUUAAGGAAAAGCAGGUAUAGUCAUGUUCUGUAAAAAAAUUUAGAUCUGAUAUAGAUUUUUAUCAUUUUUGUGUAAGCAGUUAUAAUGAAAUAUUUGAUCAAUUUUAGAAUUUAUGGUUAAAAACAAAGGCCUAACUAAUGAUAAAGGUGGCAUCUGAUUGUAUUGGCGGCAUUGGUGAUGAUUGAUUGCGAUGGACAGUACAAUGGACACUGGUACAGCAGGAAGGUAUAAAUAAAAGAAGAAAAGAUUAAAUCGAAAGUAAAAUCAAAGUUAUUAAACUAUAUAAUUUUAAAAAAAAAUAGUUUAGGCCUUUAUAUUUUAGAAAAUUUAGGCAAUAAAACCUAAAAAAAAUUUCAAGCUUAAUAAUAAUAUAGUAUAGGCAUAGGCUGGCAUAGGCUUUGAGUUAGGCCUAUAAAUUAUACAAUAUCCUAAAUUUAAUUAGUAAACUUUAAACGGUGACUGAGUGAGUCUAAAAAGUUUUUCUUUAAAAGUCAAAUAAUUCUAUAAGUUAUAAGGCUUUCAAGGCAAAUUAAUUAAUACUCUAACUCUAAAAAAUGCUCUGUUUAUCACCACAAUAAACAUUUUCUUUUUGUUUGUUUUGACCCAUCAAUAUCAAUUGAAAUUUCUGAAAUGAAAUGACAUUUUAAGAAAUUUAAGACUUAUUUUUUACCGUUUGAUCAAAGAUAUGAUGAAAAAUAGAUAUAAUCACUUCCAACACUUUAAUUUUGAGACUGAAGAUCUUUCAAAAAAAAAAAAAAAAAAAAAAAAAAAAAAAAAAUUUUAAGAAAUUUAAGAAUUAUUUUUUACCGUUUGAUCAAAGAUAUGAUGAAAAAUAGAUAUAAUCACUUCCAACACUUUAAUUUUGAGACUGAAAAUCUUUCAAAAAAAAAAAAAAAAAAAAGAAUUGGCACACAUCCUAAAUAUGUCCCUCUGCCUCUGUGUAGAAACAAAAUAGGAUACGCCUACAUGUUAUUCUAAUAAUUGUUAAAAAAAUAAGCCAUUAUAAAUUAUUUAAAAAAAGAAGACUAAAUAUAAAAUAAAAUAAAAACCUUUGAAAACAAAACAUUAAAUUUAUCUCCAUUUCCUUCAAUCAAAUUUGUUUGGACAAUAAUAUUAUUGAUUUAAUAUAAACCAAAUGGAUUAACUAUAACUUAAAAAAAACACUCUACAAAUAAAUAAUUAACUUAACAGAGAACAGUUUCAGUUUUGUUUACUUUUGAAUUUUGUGAUGUCAGUAUUAAAAUUAAUUAUAGUUUAUUAGUUAAAAUGAGAUUACAAAAACUAAGGAAAAAUGCCCUUUUAGAUAAUGUUUAACCAAGCUGUUUGGCCAACUUACAUAAAUAAUAGAUUUAUAAGACCAUGGUAAAUAUUAAAAAACAUAUAUUACAAUACAUUUAUUACUUUUUUCAGAAAUAUAUUGAUGACUAAAACUAUAAUAUUUCUUAUAAGAUUGAAUUAAUAUAGACUAAAACAGCACCACAGUUUUUAAUUGAUCAAAUAUGUCUGAAUUAAAAAAAAAAAAAAAUUAAUAUAACAAUUCUUUUGGGAGUUUAAAAAAAUCAAUUAAUUCGUAAUGUUCACAAAAGGUAAAUGAACUGCUAGAAUCUUAGGUAAAUAUUUCAUCUAUUUGCUCAUUUUUGUUUUUCUGGGUAACCAAUAGUUUGACUUUAUCUGGCCACCCUGGAGCAGUGCCAAGAUCUUAAGUUCAAUGUUUAUUCUUGUAAUCUCUAGCUACAUUGAGUUUUAGCAUGCCUGUAAUAUUGAUUUAAUUUUAUUAUCUUGAACUAGUUGAACUAGCAUUGGGUAGAAAAGUUGUCAUUUUUUUGUUGAUUGGAGUUUUAUUUAUUUUUUUUUUUUUUUUGUGUUUUUUUUUUUUCUCCCCCCCCCCCCCCCCCCCUUUUUUUUUAUCACUAUAUGAUAUAGGCAGUGGCAUAGCUCGUUAUUGUGCAGAAAAAUUUCUCAUAGAUUAAAAUGCAAUUCUUACACAAAUAAUGAUAUCUUAUAUUUGUAGGCUACUUAACUGAUAUAUAAUUGCUACCAGGUAUAGGAAACUGUCUGAUCUUAUCCAGAUAAAGAACUAAAAUCGAAGCUGCUUUCUUGAGUGUUGCUUAUUUCAUCAAGCUUAAUAAGUUUGCACUGAUGCUUUUAAUUUAUCACUAUUACAUUUAAAUGUCUAUCAUUGUAGCUAAAGCUGAAAGAGGAGAGAGAAGCCAAGAGGGCCCAGUUAGAUGAAAGACAUUACUAUGUCCUCCAGACAGUGGCUGAUAGCUUGGGAAUGGACAGAUCAGAGGUGGAAGAUGCCAUCUUAGAGGGAAAUCAGGUAAGAAAAUGGUUGUGUUCCCUUGUGAAGUUUGAUCAUAGUUUCAGUAAUUCACUAAAUAUUUGAUACAUUCUUACAAAUGGACAUAUUAAAAUAUAAAGUAAAAAUUACGUACAUUAGAUAAUUAGAUGCUAACUUUUUUUUAAUUUUAGAAAAAAAUGAUGUUUGGUUUGAAUUGUGAAGGGAUUUUUAUAAAUUUGGAGAAUAUUCAAAGGCAAUGUAGAUUAAAAUUUUGUAAAUAGAUUUUCUCGGAUUUAAUAAAUGGCUUGUUUAUUUACCUAGAUUGAAACAAUGGAGAAGUUUCUUGGGGUAAAUGGAUGCAACCGCCUUCUAUUUUACUACCAGGAACCAGAAACAGACAAAGAACCAGGUAAUUUUUAUUUUACUUGAAGCUCAGUAAUUUUGCCCCAUAACUUUAUUCAUGCAUUUUGAUAAUCCCCCAACACCCACCAACCAACCCCCCAAUAAUAAUUGUCACAUUCUAUUUAAUGAUUUAUUUGUAAGUGUUGUUGUUUCAUAUUUAUUGAAAAACUUGUUAUAUUAUUUUUAUUACGGGACAAAGUGGUCAUUAAAACGCAGUGCUUUUAGUUUUAGUGCUUAUAGCUGUUUAUACCAUAGUGGGCCACUUGGUGAGAAAGUAAAUUUGCAUAUUUUAAAUUUUGACUGUGAAAUAACAAAUAAUAGAAAUUUCUAUUGAUUUAACAAAUAUUUGUUGUAUUUGCUAAGCUAUAUUUUAAAAUUUUGUUUUCCAUCUUUGAUUGUUUUCUUGACAAUUUAUGUCCCUAAAUUUGAUUGUAACUAAAAUGAAUUUCAAAGUACUUAAUUUAAUAUUUCUCCUAACAAAUAUUUGGUUUGGAAAUAAGCUAAUCACAUUUAUAAAUAAGAUAUGAGAAAAAAAAGGAGAACUAUUGCUAAUUCAUAACCAAGGGAAUAUGAAAAUAAAAGGCUAUGUUUAAAAACACUAAUCGGAGUUUGUUGAAAAUUGUUUCUACAGCACUGGGGCCAGCAGUUACUCUUGAUUAUUGCCCAUUACCUCCUGGUUAUUUUAAGCACAGAAGAAAUUCCAGAAGCAAGUGGAGACUUCUUAAUUUUAAAUUCCAUGUCUUUCUUUGUGUGCAAAACUCCCAUUUUCUUGUAUUUUAUCUCAAUGUGCUUUCAGAAGUAUUUUGGCAUUACACAACUCUAAAUUUUGUAAAGCACCAGAUUAUUUGGAUAAUAUGCCACCUUAAAUUUUAUAUUUUAAUUUACCUGGGUUGUUUUACUAAACAUAGAGGUGGUUAUGCUGUGAUGUAUUAAACAAAAAAUACACUCUAAGCUAUUUCUUGCUUACACUUCUAACAUUUUGUGUAUGAUGAAUACCCAAAUUUCACUCUUUACCCCUUUGCUACUUUGCACCUGCUGCCUGUUAUCUGAAGUUUAUUAUUAUUUUUGUUUAAAGGUCAGAGAUUAAAUUUAAUUAAAUUACUGGAUGUUUUCAUGUGAAAAUAUUUUUAUAACAUUUCAAGUGUGAUGAUUGGAAAUUUAAAAAAUGGUAUGAAGGGCUAUUAAAAAAUUGUGAAGCAUUUAAAGAAUUUUGUUACACCAGCAAUAAUGAUAAUUUAUAUAUCAGAUGAUCAUAUGCUUCAUCUCUAAAGGAUAGACAUGAAUGAAGUUAAGUAUAUGAGAAUUAUUAUUCAAAGAGGUUAAAGGCUCUGAAUAUAACAAAACUCAAUGCAAAUAGUUACUUUACAAUAUGUCACAAUAUUAUAAAAUAUAAGAAAUUCCCCUGGCAGACUGUAACCUAGAAUCAAUUCAGGAUGGAAAUAAUCAAUGAAAGCUAUUGAGCUGCUGGAAUCAAUUUAACAUGGCCAACCUCAUGAAGUGGAUAUAAUAGAGAAUAGUUGAGUGACUUGUAGUUGAGCUCAAGUUGUUAAUGUUAAUUGAACUCCAUUAGGCCACGGCAUAAAAAAAUCUGCUUAUAAUGGGUUGUCAUAGAAAUACAAGCUCUUGAAGCUUUGAAAUCUAAAAAGUGAUUACAGACCCCUGGGUGACAAAUUACAAUUUAAACCCCAGUGCUUCUUAUUGGGAAGACCAGUUGAUAUUUUGACUAAUAAAUUAUAAAAAGGCUACCUCAUUUUUAAAAAUUUACAGCUCAUUUCCUUAUUUACUUUACAUCAAACACUCUCUUCUUACUAUUUUCACCUCACAAUAUUCGACACCCCAUUUUAUUUGACACCACAUAAUAUAAUAUAUAAUUUUUGUCCAUGCAUUCUCAGCUAAUUUGUUUCAAUUAUUAAAAAAUCUACUUUAAAUUUUGUUGAAAACAUUAUUUUAUUAUAAUUAUAUUUUUAAACUAUUUUAUUUGAUGCAAAGUGUAUUUUAAUUAUUUCAUGAUUGAAUUGAAAAUCUUAGCUCAAUACAUAGUACGUACCUGAAUUGUCUAUAUUUUAAGAUUUAGUGUUACAUUUUAAUAAAACACCAUCAAUCCCCUUUAUUCAACUCAAGGGUAGUUUCUAAUCUUUUUUUUCCUUAGAGAUUAAAUAAUUUCAAUUCUAAGAUAUAGUUUGAUGUCAUUCUUAUUAAAGUUAAUUAUGAAUCUUUUCAUAAAUGCUAUAUUAUUAAUCCAGACAACAACCUAUUGUAGAGAUACCUAAUAUGUGGAAUGUUGCGUUUGUAUAAUGAAGAAACAUAAAAUAGUAUCAGAGAGUGUACUUGUGAUUUUGUUCAUUCUGAAAUGUGCUAUAAAAACUCUGUUUUUUCAAUGUUAUUUUUUUAUUUAAAAGGUUGGUGACAUAUAUUUUUUUUGUGGUCUCCCUUUUUAACACAUAAUUUCAGAAGAUGUCUUGGAAACUUAAAUUUUCUAGAGAUCUCAAAGCAAAAUAAAAUGGUUUGAUUUUCUUUCAGGGCUCAUUUCUUUUUGUGAAUUUGCAGACUAGUUGUAAUGUGCAUGUGCUUAAAUGAUUCAGUUAUUUUGAUUAAAAGGAAAACAAUUUAUAAUGCAUUGAGCAGAACUUGAAAGAAAGCUUGAAAUAGCCUGAUGAUUAAGGUACAUAAGAUGUUCUUGAUAGCUGAAUAUUAUUUCACUAUCUACAGCAACUGAUAUAAAUCGACUGGGCCCUCCUCCAGCUAAGAUUCUAAGGACUACCAAACCCAAAGUUUUCAUUGCUGAUGGCAAAGAGACACCCCUGAAAGGCAUAUGUUUAGUUUUUACUCGCAUGCCAUCCACAAGCAACACUAGUGUCACAGAAGCCAAUAUGAUUAAGGUCAGUUCAUUCUCAUCACCUGGGCUUGAAAAGAGAGGUAUGAAAGGUAAAUUAUUUUAUAUAAUUUAUGUAAUUAAUUUCCUAUUUCAUCACUUUGAUGCAUUAAAUACAAGAAAUAAUCAGCUUUCCAAUUUCCAAAUCAAUACAGGAAAUUAAUUUCACAAUGCUGGACUGUAAUGGCCAAGGUACAAAUGGACGGGGAUUGUUGCAUGCAGUUGAAAGUGUUCUGUCUAGUGUAUUUAUUCCUGCACUGAAGAAGCUUGAGAAUGGAUGGGAUCAGUUGUCCAGUCAAGAAGGAGAUGGCAUUCGUAGUGGCUUUCUUAAUUCUCUGGAUUCAUUUGUAUCAGUUUUAGUUGGUAGGUGCACUUCAUAGAGUAAAAAUUUAGCAACUGAAAUGUCUUUUAAAUGUCCUCAAAUUGUUUAUUUGACUAGAUCUGAAUCAAAUGUGGAGAAAAGAAAUAUAUCUUUUAGCAUUAGCAUAAACUACAGUGACCCGUAUAUGGAAAGAAACAAUGAAAACUAUUUGUACGUAACAAGUUUGUAGAAAGGAAGUUUGUUCGAGUGGAAAUUAGUUUAAUAAAAUUUAUUUUGAAUGGAAGUUUGUCCAACUAGAAGAAAUGGAACCAAAAAUAUCUUAAACAUUGUUUUUUUGUCUUCCCCAAUUUUAACUGGCACCUUAAAGAUCUCUGUCUAAUGACAUUUAUUUUGAACUUAUUUCCAUAUAAAUUUUGUUUGUACAAAUGCGGACAACCAACAGGGACCACCUUGGAAAAGUUUUAACUUUUUUUUUUUUUUUUUUUUUUUUUUUUUUUUUUUUUUUUUUUUUUUUUUUUUUUUUUUUUUUUUUUUUUUUUGAGCAUUGGUUUAUUGAUGAAUUAUUGGAAUUGUAAUCACACUCCACUGUCUUCACAAAUUACAAAAAAUGUCAUAUUUUUUUAAAAAGUAGAAUAAAAUCAGUAUUUUUUUCAAAUUUAUUUAACACCUAUUAUCUGUUUUGGAAAAGUGUAGACACACAAUUUUUAAUUCUACCCUCAGUUGGCUGUCUUCUUAUUUCAAUGAUAACUUUUUUAUUCAAGAUUUUAUAACCUACCUGAAAUAUAUAUUUUUAUAGUCAAUUCAGGCAGAUAUUUACUCAUAUCUUGGCCUGGGGACUACCCUGAAACCAUUCAAAUCUGCCUUUUCCUGGUUAUACGGCAGACAUGCUACCAAAAUCAGUGAUGUCAUGUCACAAUUUAAAAGGAAAAUACGUUUUUAAAUCAUGUGAAUGUUCCAGUAUUUAAUAGCAAACAGUUUCUUAUUUUAUAUUGCACUAACAUAACUUGUGUUUAAUCCAAUGGCUAGAGUACAAAACUAAUUUAGCUCUAUGCUGUAUUCAUUUUUUCAAAAUUAUGUUUUAAAGACAUGGGCAGUUUAUUACAGUUUACUUUUAAUUACUCUAAAAGGCGCUCAAGAGAGCCUGGAUGACAAAGUGACCUUGAAGCCUUGUGAGAAUUAUGACUUGACCAAGGUGAACACUAUAAAUGAUUACCAAUCUGUAGCCAACAGCACUGAGUCUCUGGAGAAGAUUGAGGACUGCAUGAGAGUCUGGAUAAAACAGAUUGAGCAGGUUGGUAACCUUUGUAGCUUCUUUCCCUUUUGCUUAAUUUGUUUAAAAUGAAAACUGUGUAAGGUACAUCAUAAUAGAACAUGUGUAACAUAAAAAGUCAGACAGAAUGAUAGGUCAUGUUUACCAUAAUGAGUCAGACAGCAUAAUGGGACAUGUGUACCAUAAAAAAUGCAACAUCAUAAUAGGACAUGUGUACUAUAAAAAGUCAGACAGCAUAAUAAGACUGAAUGAGAAUUUUGGACCAUAAUAGGAUAGGGUUUAGGUAAUUAAAUAGAGACAGCAUAAUUAGACAUUUGCAGCUUGAUAGAAAAAUGGGAAGGACAAUUAAAAAAAAAACAACAUUAAUCAUAGGACACUGGCUCUAUGAUAUAGAUGCACUAGCCUUAGACUCAUUUUUUUUAUCUUGAGAUUUUUUGCUAACUCUACUCAGGAGAGCAUCAUUCCCAUUGCUGCAAGUAAAUAAUUUUCAUAAAAUAACUGUUUACACAUUGAACAAGAAGUUAAUUUCCUCUGUGAAGGUUCUUGCUGAAAGUGAACAGAUGAGACGUGAAGCUGAUGACAUUGGACCCAGAGCUGAACUUGAACACUGGAAGAAACGAAUGUCCAAGUUUAAUUACCUUGUGGAUCAGAUCAAAGGUCAUGAUGUCAAGGUUGUUCUAGGAAUCUUACAUGCUGCCAAGUCCAAACUAAUCAAGGUGUGUGAUGUUGUAUUCCGUAGAAUUAUUAUGAGAAGAAACUCAAUACAGUAGAACCUGGUCAUGUUGACGGCCUCGGGGUUUGCAGAAAAGCGUCGAGAUAACCGAUGAUCGAGACAGCCGAAAACCAAUAUGGCAGCAAUAUAUUAACAAGUGCUUGAAAUUUCUUUAUGUACAUGAUGUGCGUUAAUAAAUGCAGGUACUUAAGUAUAGAAAAUAAUUAAUAAUUCUUAAAAUAUUACAGUUAUUUUUACAGUUAUUUCGAGCAAAUUUCAAAUUAAAAAAAUGAAACCAGAAUCAAUUUUUUAACUUUAGAACUUUUUGAGCUACGAAUUUUUAAAGUGCGAGUUCAUUUGGUAUUUUCUACUAGGGACGAAGCCUGCACAUUUUGUGACCUUAUUCUGCUGAUCGUGUCUUGCACAACGACUAUAUAGUUUAUAUAAGGCAAUGCAUCCCCUUAAUAUUAAAAUACUAUUUAGGGACUACUUAUUUUGAACUUUCAACUUUGGCACAUGACUAUUUAAUUAAAGCUUUCCCUGACCAAUGGUUUAAUAGCUUUUGCACACGACAAACUCUUAUGAAUGAAACUUUGAUGUAGUGCCACGGCAUAGCAAUUAUGCAAGUGACCGUGAAUGGCUGUCCAUGACUACGUUUUGCUCACAGCAAACUAUGAUCAUUUAUAAUAUGGACACUACCGGGUUUUUAAACCUAGAAUUAAAACAUAUUUAUUUAAAUUACUUCUAGGUUCAUUCUAAAACACAAGUCCUGUAUUUUGAGAAAUAAAUAAUUAUUUUUAAUUAUGAAUAAUUGUUUAUUUGUUGUUUGCUAUUUCUUCUUGCGAAGUUCAAAAGUCGGCGAUUGGUCAUGGGGUUAGAGAUAACCGAGGUUAAGUGGCAAAUUUGUCAGCCUUUUGUGCUCGAGAUAUCAGGGUUUGGCGACAUAAAAGAAUCAACAUAGCCGAGGAGAAAAUGCUAAGACAAAGGGAGAAUUUGGCGGUUCCACUUCAAAAACGUCGACAUUACAGGGUUGGCGAAUUAACCGAGGUCAAGAUAAGCGGGUUGCACUGUAUUUUGUUGGAUACAUAAGUUUACAAUGUUUCAUCACAUUGCUGUGUAAUGGUACGGCUUCAACUACUCUGAUCUAGAUUUGGCAAGAGCUUGACAGACGUAUUACUGACACAGCCAAUGAGGCCAAAGACAAUGUUCGUUUCCUCUACACUCUUGAAAAGCUAUGUGACCCACUUUAUCACAGUGACCCAGUGAGUACUUUAAAAAAUUUUUCCAGAUAUAAUAUCCAAAUUAUUCGAUUCUUGCUUUUAAAUUAAAUUAACCUUGCUUAAUGUAGUUGCUUUAUCCCUUGGUUCAUUUCUGGAAAGAAAGAUUUAACUUCACUUUUUGUUUCAUUGUUUUUAUGCUCAUACAAACAUAAGAAAUAGGAAACAAUUAAAAUUAUUUCUGUCCUCCAGGUUGGAAUGUUGGAAGGUAUCCCAGCACUGAUCAAUGCCAUCAGGAUGGUUCACAGCAUAUCUAGAUACUACAACACUUCAGAGAGAAUGACCUCCCUUUUUGUAAAAGUAAACAAAAACACAUUAGCUCUAAAUAUUUUGAUUUUAUUUAUUUUCUUUGUUUUUAACUUAUAACAAGUAGUGGGAUAGAAAUAAUUUAACAACCGGUUCUUUGUCCUAAUGACCAUUUUAAAUAUAAAAAAACAAAUACCAUUAGGUAGGUUAUUAUUUCAAUGUGGGAGCAUACAUUUUAUAAAUCUUAACAGAAAUUUUUAAAAAUAGUAUAAUAAUUCUUUUCAAUCUUCUACUAUCCUUAUUUUAUUUUAUAAUUUCAUUUAUAGUUCCCUAUUCUUGUUCCAUGUUUGCUUAUAUUUUUUUAAUGCUUCACUGCGUAUCACAGUUUGCCCAAUCAAGAACAUGUUAUGUAUCUUAAUGGAGAUGAGCCAUCAUCAUUGAACAUUUAUUCUUCUGCAAUAUUCCAGUCAGCCAGCAGAGACCAUUCAAAUGGCCUACAUCUCUCAGGAAAUAGUCCUGUUUGGCCAGCUCAACAACCAAAAAAAAAUGUUUUAACCUUUGCCUGUAUGUCCCAUUUUGAGCAUCCGGUUAUUUCAUUACAUAAUCUUCAGAUCACCAAUCAGAUGAUCACAGCCUGUAAAUCAUAUAUCACUGACAACAAGAUUGAGACAGUCUGGUCCCAGCCAACAGAUGUGGUGAGACAGAAACUUGGUGCUUGUAUUGGUCUUAAUGAUGAUUACCAGAAACAUUUUCACAAAACAAAGGUACACAAAAUAUUUUCACGUCACCGGUUAUGAUGCCAUGGCAUAUAUAAAUAACAUACUUAUUAGUUUUAGUAUUGAUGUCUUAAUAAAAAUUUAAGUUUAUAAUUGUCAGAUAGAUUUUUCAGGGUUAUGAAUCUUUCAUUUAAUCUUAAAGUGAUGAGAUACUGUAAAUAUUAUUCUUCAUCAAAAGUUUAGCUUGAUAAAAUAGAUUAAUGAAAAUUCUACCUACAAUGUUGCUUGCUUUCUUAGGCAAAACUUGAGACCACACCCAAUGAACGGCCGUUUGACUUCUCAGAAAUGUAUAUCUUUGGCAAAUUUGACACCUUCACAAGAAGACUAAAAAAAAUUCUGGACAUGUUUGAUACCAUAGACAAAUAUUCCCAUCUGUCAGAAAGCAAGAUUGAAGGUGGGUGGUCUCUAGCGUGGUUUACCAAUGUAGUGGCAUAUUUCAGAUUUGAGAGUUUUUCUCAUGGCUGAUGAUAGUUGUAAUACAGCAAUGGGCUUUCUUUCCCUAAGAUCAUUUCCUGAUUUAAUCUUUAUCUAUAAUGCCAGUUUGUCAUUUGAGAUUUAUUAUUUUUUGUUAAACUUUUCCUACUCCAGUGGGGCUCUUGUUACUUAACUUUUAAGCAAGCUCUUUUUAAAAAUUUUUUGCUGUGAAUUAUGUUACAGAAUAUUUAUGUUCAUUUUAUUGUCAGGUAUGGAACUCAUGGCCAACAAAUUCAAUGUCAUUGUGACAGCCAUACGCAAACGGCCAUAUGAUUUCUUGGACCAACGUAAGAUGGAGUUUGACCAGGACUAUGAAGACUUCAAGAGACAGAUAAAUGAUCUUCAUGUAAUAAGAAUUUCCCUUACCGAUAACUUUGGCUGAACUGUUUUAUUUCUUUUGAAAUAGUAGAUUUUUGGUGAAGUCCACUUACUGAUAAGUUUGAUCAAAUAGAAUGUUAUACAAAAAAGUGGAAAAUGAGCCAGGAAAAUUCUGUGUUAACAAGCAUUGGUUCACUCAAACCAUUUGAUUCGAAAUCCAAAUUGCUCAAAAUAUUGUCUCGAUUUUUUUCUUACUCCGCGCAUGCAUUUUAAGUUUUAUUUUCUCUGUACAGACAGCCAUUGUGACCUUUAUGGAUCAGAAGUUUGAGAAGAUCACAAGCACACAACGAGCUCUUGUCCUUCUCAAAAAGUUUGAGAUGUUACAGCUGGACAACCUCGGGAUACCAGAAAAAUAUCAACGGAUUCUACAAUAUUACAGGUGUUUUUUGUGGCUUUGACUUAGAGAUGACAUCAUAAUUUAUGUAUCUGGGCAUUCUAAAAGGAGUAUUUUAAAUGAGACUAUGGCUUAAAUAUUUUACAUUGUAUGGUAACAUAUAUUGAUACUAUUUAAAUGACUACUACAGUUAAUUAGAACAUUACUAAUUUCAAAAAUGUUAUUAACUAUUUUGCUAUGAAUCAUCAGCCGUGAUGUUGACAUGGUGUCAAGGAUUUACCAAAAGCAGAAGAAUGAUCCACCCCUGGACAGAGAUCACCCACCUAUUGGAGGAAAGAUUUCGUGGGCCCGGCAACUCUUCAGAAGAAUUCAGGUGCCCUAAAAUCUCCUUAGAUGUUUUUUUGCUCCAUAUUUUUUAUAGUUACAAAAAAACGAGCCUGACAUCUUAAUACCUCGGCUCUUUGUGUUUAGAAAUUAUCUCUUGAGCACUCACCUGUGCUCAGUUCGUUAAAUCCGAACUCUCUUCUACAGGGUCCCAUGGAAGUUUUCCAAAGACAUGGGACUAUUCUCCAGGGCUCAGAGGCCAAAAAGAUUGUGAAGAAUUACAACAAGAUUGCCAAAGUGUUGCUUGAAUUUGAAAUGCUCUAUCACAGAGGCUGGCUAAGACAGGUAAAUAAAUACUACAUCACAGAGGCUGGCUAAAACAGGUAAAAAAAAUACAAUACAUUAUGUAAAGUUAUUUAACAGCUGAGCCCUUAAUUAACCUCUCAAUCUACAAAUCUCUGACCUAAGAUUGGAGACACCUCUUGGUAUUUUCUGAUAAUGUCAAGCUACACAACAAAGCAAAGCACACAUUCUAUCCUCAGAUGGAAGCUGCCAAAUCUGGUCUGCAGGCUUCUCUGUUGGUGCGCCACCCAGAAACCAAACAGCUGUACGUCAACUUUGACUUUCACAUCUUCACCAUGAUCAAGGAAACCAACCACAUGUUCAACCUGGGGCUGGAGAUCCCGCCCAUCGCUAAAACCAUGCGGGCUAAAGAAAUGGAAUACAAGAACAACUACUCUGCACUCUGUGUGAGUUAUUUUACUUUUUUCAGUAGUCCUAUUGCUAAAUCAGUCACAGUGCUGAAGGAUAAUUGACUUCUCCCUGAAAAUAAGGUUUAAUAGAAGGGUUGGUUUCACCUGGGGCUGUAAAUUCCUGGUGUCGCCCCUCCGGACUUCAUGCCCUCAACCAACCAGAUCAUACAGCAUUGCAUACUGUAUUGUUUUUAAAUGGAGUCAUACAAAAACAAAAGACAUAAGAAGAUAACAUAGAAUUUUAGGUAACGGCUUUUAUGAAAUGCAACAAAAUUAUUUUUUUAUUAAACAUUUUAGUUUUAUAGUUAAAACUUUACUUUCCUGGUCUUCAAAUAAGCAAACCUAUCAAUCACUUCAUCAAACCUGUCAAUUACUUCAUCGAACUUGUUGAUCACUUCAUCAAAAUUAACAUUCUCCACCUUAAUACUUUCAAAGACAUAAUUGUAAGAACAGAAAGUCUGGACUGAUCCUCCCCGGUAGAUUGCAAAUAGUUCUUUGUAAGUUUCAGUUUUGAAAAGAUAUUCUGACAUGAAGCUACGCACAGUGAGAAAUAAUUAUUGGUUUAAUGAGAGGACUGGAAGAGAUUCUAAGAAGUCCCAAGAAGUGUGUGUUGUACGUUGUGUGCACUAAUGUGCACAAGGGUCUCAUAGAGCUUCAGUCUGCGUUAUACAUUCAUCAAAAUUUUCUUCAGCUUGUUUUACUGCAGCAUUAGGAGUACUCCAGCAUGUUCUUUAUAUUGAAGUCCAAGUUGUUCAAUUAAAACAUCCCAUCUAUGAGUGGAAGCAGAGAGAUGGAAAACAUUCUAUCAAGAGUACCAAAAAACAAGGGUACCCUUGUGCCUUGGGCUAAAAGAUUGAAAUUAUAUAACCAUAACAAUUAUUACAGAGACGUGCAUUAGCCCUUUUAGUCCUUUAAAUUUAGCAGUUAAUUUAAAAGAACCAUAUAUAAAUGGGAUUGCCAUACGAGUUUAUUGUUUAUAUUUUUCUGAAGUGAAUGCUGUGGGCAUCACAAACUUUAGCUGCAUUGCCAAUCUUGUGGAAAAUGUACUAGUGACUGGAACCCCUCUGUAGGAACCCUGUUCUUGUGGCACCCUGUUCUGGUUGUACUCUGUCUGAUGGCACCUUGCUCUUAAUUUUAACUUAGAUAUGUUAUUGAACUGACUUAAGCAAGCUCUGUCAAAUUUGCAAUUUUACUUUGGGUCACCCCCCUGUGACGGUGUCACCCGGUGUGGCCAGCACAUACACCCCCCCCCCUCCCUGGACACCACUUCAUCCAACUUUGAUUUUAUUAUAAGCAAAAAAUAUUAUAAGCAGAUCAACAGUCUUUUAUCCUUAUCAUCAAUUUUGGAUCUAGUAAUCUUUGUGAGAGACAAAUGAAGAUUUUAAAAAAAUUGUUUAGUUUAUGGGAUUAAAAUAAAAAUGUUUUAUUUCCAGAUAAAAAAUUAAUUUAAUAAGGUGAGGCGCCCCCCCCCCCCCCCCUAAUGAAAAUUUUAAAAAAAAUGUUUAGUUUAAGGGAUUAAAAAAAAAAAUUUUUAUUUCCAGAUAAAAAAUUAAAUUAAUAAGGUGAGGCGCCCCCCCCCCCCCCUUUUCCACCCAAUUGAUGCAAUUGAACAUUUCAUCAGCUUUACAUGUCCUUGCUUUUAAAAAAUAUCAUUAGUGUUACCUUUCAAUGCAACCUAUUUUUCUAUUUCCCUCAUCCAAAAGGAUCCCUGCUAUAAUGGGCGUUGGAUCAGAAUGAUGAUCAUUUAUUUCCCUUAAAUUUUUUAGAUGAUGCUGGAAGAAAACAACAGGGUUCGCAGAAAGAUUCCAGCCGCCUUUGAGGCACUGAUGGGUCUACACUUGGCCAAGGUGGAUGAUGUCCUUGAACCUGGACUGACAAUGCUCUCAUGGACUUCCAUAAAAAUCCCAGACUUUAUAGAAAGUGUUUACCGGUAAAUGACCUCCAGUGCUGUACAUGUCUGAUAGGCCCUCAAAUGAGAAUUAAUGAAUUAAUGAUUAUAGACUUUUGAUUGUGUGAGCUGAUUGCAGGGCUGGCUUCCUGUCUUCCUCACUAACUGACUGGAGUUAAAAUGGUGAAAACAAAUUGAACAAAAACUUGUAGAAAAAACUUCAUAAACUUGCACUAGGCUUAAAAUUGUUUUCUCUCCUAAACAACAGUGCAUAUCCAUUUUUUUUCAUCCUUUUGACACCUUUUUCAUUGUUGACAAAGUUUAAAUAUGUUCAUUUAGGUUCACUCUUAGUAAUUUCAUAUAAGACUGUAAGCCUUGAUAAAUCUGUUUGAAAAAUGCUUAUGAUUAUCUUUUGGGGUGUAUGCACAAUUCCUACAUUCACUUCCUAAAAUCUUGAUAUUACUUGUAUUUAAUGCACUGCAGAGCUCUUGCUGAACUUGAACUAUUGGUGGAUCGAGCCCAUGAUGUAACUGAAUUCAGGAUUGAUGCCAUACUAAGGGAAAUGGCCUCAACCACGCUGUGUGAAUUACCCGAAGAUGAACCCUGGACUGUACCAGAUUUCCUGGAGAAUACUCAGGUAUUGUUUCAUUAGUUAUUAAUUAUUAAUUGUUUCCUUGUUUUUUUUUUCAAAGCAUUUCUUAAAUCUUUUUUUUUUUAAAUUAUCACUAAUUAAGUAAUUAAAAAAAUGUUUUAUCAGUACAAAAAAUUAAAUAAAGUUCAGUUAAACUUGGCAUGAAUUUAAAAGCUAGAAAAAUUAAUGAAACCAAAUAUAUAUUUCUUAUGCAUUCAAACUAUAUGUUUGAAUAGAAACUUUGUGCCAAGGGAGCUCAUAUUCUACAAACCAAGAGUCAGACUGUAGAGGAGGCUGCUAAUGAGUUGAUCAAUAUGCUGUGUGAUUUAGAACCCAAGGAAAGAGAGAGCAUCAUGGAUGAGGAGGAAGAAGAGGAUGCAGGAUUUGAGGAGGAGGAAGGUGGGUAUGGAAUGAAAGAACAUCCAUUCUAAGACAACAUAUUUUAGCAUACCUUAAAAGAUUUUUUUUAGUGAUGAGAAAUAUAAAUAAUAUGGUACUAAAUUUAGGGUCACAUUUGACUAAUUCUUUAAAUUUGACUGCUGUAAUCUAAGACUUAGACUUCAACACAUUUAUUCAAAGAAUUGAAUGGUAACAUAAAAAUGACAGACUCCAUUGAGUUUAAUUAACAUAAAAAUGAUAAGCUAAAUUAACAGACGUAAAUAACAUAAAUAACAGAUGAGAAAGAGAAAACCAUUGGCAGAGAUGACACCAAUGGUGGCUCAGCUGCCCACUCACGGGCAGGUAGCCGCAAGUCUCGACCAAUUUCAUCAAAACUGAACGCUGCUGCGAAAAAGAAGAAAGAAAUGAGAGAUAACAUUGAGGAGUCUGCUGGAGAAUUGCUGAACCAUUUUAACAGCAGGAACUUGGAUGCACUACUCAGAGCCACAAGGAACACACUGGAAGCUCUACGAAAACGAAUAACAUCGAGUUCCAUGGCACACUAUAUAGGUAAGGUUUAAAAAAUAUCACUGUGUAAAAUGUAACUUAAAAAUAAUGUGAUUUUAAAAGUAUGCAGUUAAAUUUUGAAAUAAAUCUUUCAUGAAUUAUUUUUUAAACCUUACAAAUAUUUACAAUGUUUUAAAUACAAUUAUAACAUUUUUCAUCUUAUUCAAAAUGAUUGAGAUCCUAUGUAUUAAUUGAAGCUCAAAGUUACCCAAAAAUUCUUUAAAAAAAAGUAUGGCUUGAAAGGCAUUCAUUGAAAUAUCCUUAAAUUAACAAUUUAGGUGAUAGUUCUUUGUACGGGGAUCAAAAACGAGAUAGCCGACCAUUCUUUCGCACAAAUGCCACCCUGGCAAUACCUCAGAUUGUGAUGCAUCCAGCACUAGAUGAGGUCCAGCAGGCACUGAACAGAGCUGUGCAGAAUGUCAUCAGUGUCAGUGGUGCUGUGGCUCAGUGGAGCAAGCAAAGAAGGAAAAUUGUUAAACCAGGUUGGGCAAUUAAAAAGUUUUAAUACUUGUUUAAUCUAGGAACAUUUUUUUCUGUAGUUAAUGCUCUACAACUUUUUUUCAUUGGUCUGAAAGGUAAAUAGAGAUUAUUUUAAACUGGCAAUUUUAGUAUAAUUUAGUAAUAAGUUUUACAAUUUAUUUCAAGAUAAGAUAUGUUCAUUUUGUUCUAAAUAAAUCAUUUAAAUUUUUUUUAAAAUAAAUUUUAUUAUAAGUAAAGACAAAUUAAAUUUCUUUUUCACAGCAUUAAAGGUAAUAAAGACAGCAUCAUUGUGUCAUUAUUUCACUUGUCAAACAUGUUAAUCUAUCAAGUUUGAAUGUUGCUUCACUUUGAAAAUAUUUUGUUGGAAUUUAAAUUUACAUAAUACAGUUCUGAAAGAAGUUGUAAUAAAAUAUUUCAAAUAAUGAAUUAAAAAAUUGGGCUUAAUGAGAAACUUUGGUCUAUGACAGAACUUAAGUUAAAGCUAAAAAGUAAAAAUCAUUUGGCUGUUAUAGAAGUGUGCUGAAAUAAAAGCUUUGGGCUAAAAUAGGGCUCUAAACAAUUAAUAUGUGCUACAAUAGGACUCUCAACAAUUUAUAUGUGCUACAAUAGGGCUCUCAACAAUUUAUAUGUGCUACAAUAGGGCUCUCAACAAUUUAUAUUUGGGCUACAAUAGGGGUAAAGGACAAAAAUCUAUGGACUCUAGGAUAACUUAAGGAGGAGUUUUUAUGAAGUAUAAACAUUUAGAAAAAUGUAUAGUUUAAUGUAUAGUUUACAGUAAUACUUUUCACUCACAUAUUACUGAGUAGUGGAUUUCACAUGAAUGUUUUUAUUUUAAUGCCAAUCACUGCUAACAAAGUACCAGACAUUAAGCAAUUACAUUUUAAUUGAUAAAUUAUUUUGUUUGUUAACAUUAAAUUUAUUCUUAAAUGAUUUUUUAAAGAUUUGUUUUCAAAAUAUGAAAUUGUUAUGAAUGAAAUUAUUCCAUACAAGUUAAUCAUACAUUUAAAAAAAAUAAUUUUCUAUGCCGGUAAAUCUAUUUUAUAAAUUACUUCUUAUUGGAGCAUAAAAAGAGUCCAUUAGUACUUGAUUGAAGAUGUAAAAAUUUUAAUUGAGAUAUAACAAACAUUUGAAACAUUUUUUCCACUGCAUCUUAUCUCCUAGCACCAGGUGAUCAGACUCAGUUGGGUGAAGGAAUGGAUCGUCGCGGCAGUAUGGCUAGUUUAGCCCCGUCAGAGGUCUCUCACGUGGACAGUCAUGGCAAGAAAGAUGGAGUGGAGUCAGUAAAAAACUAUGCCAUCACAGUCAAGUCCAACAACUAUCUCAAAGCUGUUGCAGAUAACAAAGAGAUAGCCAAGCUGACCUCACUCUUGUCAACAAGUAUCAAUUCAAAUAAAAAGGUAAAAUUUUAUUAGAGAACUUUUCUUUAGUCAAUAAAGCAUUAAAAUUAAUGGUUUGAGCAUUGGUCAAGAUCCUAAAAGCUGCACCAUUUUAACAUUCCAAACUGUUGUAUUUUUAAUAACAAAGCUUGCUAUGGUUGAUUAAAAUGAUAUAAUCGCCACCUCAUAACAGGAAGUCACAACAGCAUUAGAUCAGUUUGCCGACUACCACAAGAUAUGGGAGAAAGAUAGAGAUGUGGCCCUGGAAGAGUUCAUGAAGGAAGAUCCCAAACUGUCUGAGUUUGAGGCUGCUAUACGGGGCUUCGAGCAGCAGGAGUUGGCGAUUCAAAGUUUACCAGAGUACUACGAUGCAGGUCCCAUUGCCUUGUACACAGGUAAGAUCUUCUUCAUUUCAAGUUUUGUUCUUCAGCUAACCAAAAAAUAACAUUUGGCAUUUAAGGUUCAUUGGAUCAACAGAAGCAACCCAUACUAUGGAAUACAAUCCUGGUUGAAAUGUAAGACUUUUAUUAAUAUUUUUGUGCAGUUUUAGUGUUUCUAAAGUAUUAUACUACUAACCAGCUGAAUUCAAAUUUUUUUUUUUUCAGAGCAUCUGAAGAUCGGUCUAACAAAUGAAACAAAAGCAUGGAGAGUGAUUUAUGGGAAAUACUGUAACCAGAAAUACAAGGCUGAAAUGGAUGAAAUCUUCAGCUUCAUUGAGGACUUGGGCAAACGUCUUGCUCGACCAAUCAAAGACCUUGAUGACAUUAGAUUUGCCAUGGCUGCACUCAAAGACAUAAGAGAGAAUGAGAUCAGGAUAGACAUGUGCAUAGGUCCUAUUGAAGUAAGGGAUUUUGCUGAUUUGUGAAUCAAUAAAAUAGAAUAGGUCUUCACAGGACAUGCACUUUAUCUUUUCUGAGCAAGGAACACAUUAAGAAGAUACAAUUUUCCUGGAAUGUAAAUGUUUCACUAUCAUUCAUUAUCCAUUUCAGUUUUGAAAGCCUUCAUAAUCCUGCUAUUAUUAGCCACUCUGAAUCCCAACACUUGAUUUAUUCUGUUGUUGUCUCCUCACCAGGAAUCAUACGCCAUGUUGAACAGACAUGAGUUAAAACCAGAGAAGGAAGAGGCUGAGAAAUGCGACACACUUCGCUACGCCUGGGAGAGGCUGCAAGCCCAGGCAGUGGAGGUCCAGGAUCACCUGAUCAAGAUACAGCCAGGAUUCAAGCAAGAACUCAUUGAGCAUGUCAAGAUCUUCAAAGUGGACUGUGAUGACUUCUAUGCCAGCUAUGAUGAGGUUUGUCAUUCUUGGUGUUUCCCUUGAUUACUUCAAACUUCCCAUGGGCAAGGUACAUAUUUUGGUUUGGGGGGAUAAAAACAUUGUUAUGUCUAUCUAUUAGGUUUGCUACAGAGCUAAAAUUUGUUGUGCAACUUAUUUUAAAUAGGGAUUUCAUUCUAUUAAUGUUAGGUGGGUACUUGAUUUAAAAAAUGUUUUUGAGAAUAUUUAACAAUAAUUUAGCCCCAUGUUCAGAAAAUAAUCCCCCAGUUUUCAUCUUUAUUUACAGAAAGUUUAUACUUUAAAAUGCUUUUAAAAAAUAAAAAUAAAUUUUGUUCUUAUUGUCUUUUGAAAAUUUUGAAAUUUUAAGAGUCAUUGAUUAAUUCACAUGCUUAACAAUAUACUUAUGCAAGAAUAUAUUUAUAAAUGUAUUGCAUUAAAGAUUUUGAAUUUAAACAACUUUCAGAAAGGACCCAUGGUGGCAGGCGUUCCACCCAGAGAAGCUUCUGACAGACUGAUCAUUUAUCAGAACACAUUUGACACACUGCACAGGAAGUACAUCACCUACACGGGGGGAGAGGAACUUUUUGGCCUUUCGGUGGGUUGACUUCUUCUGUCAAAAUCAAUAGAUAUUCUCUUUAGCUUCAUUAUGAUACCCAUGCCGAGCUUUGGAUUAAAAAAAUUUAAAAGGUGAUAUCCUGCAUAAAAACAGUGUUUAAGUACUUAUCACUAUUGCAUUUCUCCUUCACCUGCCCAGUCAACUUAUCACUAAUGCAUUUCUCCUUCACCUGCCCAGUCAUCUUAUCACUAAUGCAUUUCUCCUUCACCUGCCCAGCCAUCUUAUCACUAAUGCAUUUCUUCUUCACCUGCCCAGCCAUCAGAUUAUCCGAAGCUCCUGCAGAUCAAGAAGGAGCUGAACCUCUUACAGAAGCUGUAUGGCCUGUACAACAGUGUCAUUGACACUGUCCAUGGCUACUAUGACAUCUUAUGGCAGGAUGUCAAUAUUGACAAAAUCAACAAUGAGCUACAAGACUUCCAGAACAGGUCAGAUGAGAAAACUGUUUUAUCCUAGGCCAUCGGUAGAUUUAAGAGGAUCCCAUGUUAUUAGGCUUCCAGGCAGAUAAUAAAAUAUAAAAUUAUAUGCUCAAGAAAGAAUAUAUUGCAUGAUGGUAACCUAAGUGUGAAAAGAAAAUCCCUUCCGUGAUAUUAAGUUCAUGGAUAUUUCUCAUACAACUGUCCCCAUCUACAAAUGACUUAUGUCCCAUCAAACAGUGGGUUGUUAUCAAAAAGUAGAUUUUGUCCAUCACAAAAUGGGUAGUGCCCAUCUCAAAGUUGGCUAUCUCCCAUCUCAAAGUGGUUCUUCUUCUUCUUAUAUUUGAGGGGCCCACGAUCAAUUUGUUGAUCAUUCUGGCUCCUGGUUUAGAUUCAGAGUUUGCCUUCUCUUAGAUGGGUUGCCGUCCAAGGCUAACUAGCCCCAUCCACCCGGGGUGCUUGGGGCUAACUAGCCCCAACUACCCGGGGUGCUUGGUUUAUGUCCAUCUUAAAGUGGGCUAUGUCCCAAUUAAAGUGGGUUCUGUUCUAUCAAAGCAAGAUGAAUCCCAUCUCAAAGUGGGUUGAUUCCCAUCAAAAGUGGAUAAGCUGUUGGGUUUAGCACUUAGCCAGGCAGAUAAUUAUAACAAAAUAAAUUGUUUGGACAUUUUGGUUCACAGAAAAAAUUUUGGUUUAUUUUUUCAUCAGAUGCCGCAAACUUCCCCGUGCCUUGAAAGACUGGCCAGCAUUUGAAGACCUGAAGAAGACAAUUGAUGACUUUAAUGAGAUGGUGCCACUUCUGGAGCUCAUGUCCAACAAGGCAAUGAAACAACGGCAUUGGCAGCGCAUGUCAGAUGUCACAGGACACCAUUUUGAUAUUGAUGGUGAGAACUUCACCCUCCGCAACAUUUUAGAGGCCCCCUUGCUGAAAUAUAAGGAAGAAAUUGAAGUAAGUUGGGGGAUAUUACAAAAUUUUUACAUAUGGUUAUGAGAGUUCCAUUUUUAAUAAUUGUGAAUAAUUGAUUUUUUUUUUUAAAUAGUUUGUUUCACCCAUCAAACAUUAGUUAUGAAAAUGACUUGUACGAUACAUAAUAAACAUCAUACAUAUAUUUUAACAAUAUUAUUUUAAAUAGAAUCAUUUACAUGUGCCUUUUUAAAAAAAUAAAUAAUGAGCCAUUAUGAUUUAAUAAUUUGCCUACUCUUAUAUUUGUGGAGCCAAAGCAAUUCUCAGUUUUCAUUAAAUUUAGACUUGUUAUUUUGUCAAGAUUUUUUCUGUUUGAGAUUUCAAUUUAAGAAAAAAGCAAUGUCUGAUUCAAACAUCAAAGUGAGAUACAUUCCUAUCACCUAGAAUAAUUAAAUAAAAAAAUUUGUAACUUAUAUAAGACAAAGAAAGACAUUUAAUAGGGUUCACUCUAAAAAAAUGUAUUCAUUGAUUCCCUUGACCGUAAUCUGUUUCCCUCUAGGACAUAUGUAUCAGUGCGGUUAAGGAAAAGGAUAUUGAAGCGAAGCUGAAGCAGGUUGUCACUGACUGGGGAACCCAAGAGUUCACAUUUGGCAACUUCAAAAACAGAGGAGAGCUUCUGCUUCGUGGUGACACAACCAGCGAGAUCGUGUCCCUUAUGGAAGAUUCCUUGAUGGUCCUUAGCUCACUUCUUAGCAAUCGGUGAGAUGCUGUCUUUAACAAUAGAAAGAGAAAUUAAAAACAUCAAUAAAAAUCAAAGAUCAGACUCUGAAUUGUCAGACAAAAUCAAUGAUCAUAAAUAUUCUAUUAACAAUAUGUUUUGUCCAAGGAGCAACACUUUAAUAAAAAAAAGUGUAUUCAAUAUUUAUCAAGCAAAACUAAACCAUAAAAUAUUGAUAGAUGUUAUGAACUACAGUUGAGUAUGAUAUAGCGCUUUAAUAUCUUAAAUGAUGACAGUCAUCGCUUGUCAGUUUAUGUAGAUUUCUAGAACUAAAUUUUGCUUAAAUUAUUACACAUUUCUCAUAAUUUAUCUUUUAAAGUUGGAAAAGAGAAGCUUUAUUUGUCAGAAUGCUUAAGCUUUUUACACAAUUUUCAUGUUAACUUCAUGUGGUCCAAUUUUUUUUAAUCCAUCUUGAUUUCUUUAAAAAAGAAUUCCACUGUUUAUAUCUCUGGCCAUCUCUUGUCAUCAGAUACAAUGCUCCCUUCAAGAAAAACAUCCAGACAUGGGUGGCCAACUUGACCAACUCCUCAGAGAUCAUUGAGAAUUGGAUGACUGUACAGAACCUCUGGGUCUACCUGGAGGCUGUCUUUGUUGGUGGUGACAUAGCCAAACAACUGCCCAAGGUAAUUCAUUGUGAAGAGUGGUGUUAACGAUUUGUUGCUCUAGUCUUCAAUAAAAUAUUUAUUUUAACAUUUGCUAUGCACUUAUCUUGCCUACAAUGUGAACAAGUAAAUACAAAAAAUAUAUAUAUUAGAUCAAGCAUUUUUUAAUUGAUCCAGCUUGUCCAACUUACAAUUGAUAGAAUAAAAGUUUUUUGUUAUUUGAAAAUAAAUUAAAACACAGAAUAUAGCAAAGAGAUAACCAAAGAAAUUGUUUAGGGGUACCACGCUAUAUAAAACCACUAAUAAAAAUAAUAUUGCAAGCUGUUUUUUUUUCCUCUAUUAGGAAGCCAAGCGUUUCAGCAACAUUGACAAGUCAUGGGUGAAGAUAAUGACUAAAGCCCAUGAGACACCAAACGUUGUACAGUGUUGUGUUGGGGACGAGACUCUGAUGCAGCUUCUCCCCCACCUCCUGGAACAGCUGGAGCUUUGCCAGAAAUCUCUCACUGGGUCAGUCAUAUUGGUUUUUUAAAUUUUCUUUCGCAGAUGUAGGACAAUUUCGCAAUUCUAAUGAUGCCUUGCUCGAUGGCCUAUACAUUUUUUUUAUUAUAUAUAUAAUGGGUUUAGAAAGCAAGCAUAUAUUAUUACAGAAUGUAAUAUGCUUAAAUAUGUGGUGAGCAGUAAACAAAAGUAAACAAUCCUGAAUUUCAAUCUCUAUUUGUCUGUGUUUUGCUAACCCAAAUGCACCUAUGUGUGAAUCAGGACUAAAAGAGUUCUUGUCUUACAGUUAUCUGGAGAAGAAACGAUUGAGCUUCCCAAGGUUUUUCUUUGUCUCUGACCCCGCCCUCCUUGAAAUUCUGGGUCAGGCCAGUGAUCCUCACACCAUUCAAGCUCAUCUGCUGUCUGUGUUUGAUAACACAAAGAAUGUGAAAUUCCAUGAGAAGAUCUAUGACCAGAUUUUAUCUAUCAUCUCAUCUGAAGGGGAGGUCAUUGAGGUGAAAAUUCUUUAAAAUGGUUUCAUUUACAUCAGUUAUAUUAAAAUAGCACAUGGAAUACAGUUUGAAAUAAUUUCAUUAACGCUUGAUAUUUAUUGGCCUAUUUGUUUAAAUUAUUAAAACUAUUUACUUAUUAUGCAGUUCACAAAAGUAAUUCAGUAGUUUUAUAGGUGCGCUGUCUUUUAAAAUUCUUAACAGUUUAUAUAAAUAUUGACAACCCAUUUUAUAUGAAUGCUGACAACUGACAACUGACAACAUUCAAACAAUAAAUAAUGGGAUAACUGCCCUCUUUUUGCAGCUGGAGAAACCGGUGAAAGCUGAAGGAAAUGUUGAGGUGUGGCUCAUGAGCUUGAUGACCAUGUCCCAGAAGUCCCUGCAUGCUGUUAUCAGAACAGCGGCCAUGACCAUCCAGGACCAGAGCUUCCAACUCUUAGAGUUUCUCAACACAUUCCCUGCUCAGGUAGCCAUCUCUUUAGCUUAGCUACACCAAAAUAUUUCUCAGGUAGCCAUCUCUUUGACUAAGCUACACUGAAAUAUUUCUCAGGUAGCCAUCUCUUUAACUUAGCUACACUGAAAUAUUUUGUCAUUUUUAUUUUUUUAAAUAUUUUUUUUAUUGAUGGAACUGCUCUGCAAUUUAAAAGGAGAAAAAUGUUCUAAAGAGUUACAUAUUUCAUUUAAUCAGAGCUAAAUUUGUGUAAUUUGUUUUCAUUUUUUGACAUUCUUGAAUUUAGAUAAAAAGAAAAAUUACCUAAUUAAAAUUUCUGUCUUGCAUUACCAGGUUGGCUUGCUUGGUAUCCAGAUGAUUUGGACCAGAGAUGCCACUGAGGCACUGACCAAUGCAAAGUACGACCGCAAAAUCAUGAGUACCACCAACGAUUCUUUCCUGAAGUUGUUGAACUCACUGAUUGACCAGACCACCACGGACUUGUCCAAGGUAGAGAGGACCAAGUAUGAGACCCUCAUCACCAUCCAUGUCCACCAGAGGGACAUCUUUGAAGACUUGGUGAGUUUUAUUGCUGUACUAGGUUAUUGAUAAAUCACAGCUGGUAAGUAAUGAAUUGAUGAAGCAGGUUAGGGAUGUGUUAUGGCUGGUACAUAAUGAAGUGUUUUAGCCCACUAGAAAAAAAACUAUUUUUAGUUGUAUUUUAUUUUUAACAAAGACCAAGAAUUAUUGGCUAUGAGAGAAGGAACAGAUUUAAAUGCAGAAAAAAAUUUAUAAUUUGCAAAAAAUAACUUUGUUUUAAUUCUUUGUUUAAAAGGUAAAAAAAAUUCUGUUUAAAAUUAAAAAAAAAUGUUUCUAAUCUGAACGGCGGUCAUUUCAGAUUAUGAUAAAAUUAAACAAUAAUUGAUGAAAUCAUUUUUUAGAAAUGUAAUUGGUUUUCAAUCCAUCGAAAUUUUAAUAUUUUAAAUACAACAGAUUAACUGAAGAUAGGAACUGAAGUAGAUUCAGGACACAGAAAAUGUGUGUGGAAAAAAAGUGUAGUUAAGCAUUAAUUAAAUAGACCACAAAAAAAAAAAAAAUUUAAAAAUUUUCUGCUACAUGUCUCUCUAUUGACUAGAAAACAAACUUAAAGAAAAAAAAUGUCUAUAAUUUAUAUAUGGUUUAAUUUAAAUUCAUGAAAUUUUUGUACAACUGAUGAAAGUUUAUAUCUUUAAUCUAAAAAUAGCAGACCUAAUUAGAAUUGCGUUUGUAUGCUAUUUAAUAAUGGGGCAAGUUAGAUUUGGUGAUGAUGGUAAUGGGAGGUAAUGUGUUAAAAUUACUUUUAUAUUAUUAUUUUUAUUGCUGCUAAAUUUUACCAAAACUUUCUAUUCUUUGUUUAAAAGUUAAAAAAAAAAAUUAGUUCUCAAAUAAAUGACUUUAAAAAACAAACAAACGAUGGUUGGCUUGAAAACAAGAUAUAUAUGGCAUCCUUCCCUCUUCGCCAGAUGAUGGGAAGCUAUUUACACUUAAUCAAAUGGCUUUGCAAGAUAAACUUAAACUAAUCCAUUACAUCCUUCACCUUACAGUUCUGUACUUGAGAUAGUUUUCAGAUUUUUGAAACUAAAACAGGGGAUUCAGAAUGCCCUCAAUCUACAAAUGACAAUAAAACAUGUCUGCUUCUGUUUUCAAGAAUUCAAAUUUACAGUAAAAAACAUUGAAUGCAAAAGCACAAAAAGUUAUUUUUCUCUGACUUUGUCUCUUCAGUACAGAAUGCACAUCAAGUCGCCAACAGACUUUGAAUGGCUGAAACAGUCCAGAUUUUACUUUGUGGAAGACCAAGACAAGUGUUUGAUCUCCAUCACUGAUGUGGACUUUACCUAUCAGAAUGAGUUCCUGGGCUGUACAGAGAGAUUGGUCAUCACACCUCUCACCGACAGGUUAGGAGAGACUUUAAUGAUAACUGAUUUGGGACUAAGGACCUGGCAGCAAGAGUAAAUCUGGGUGUCUUUAAGCCCUUUGGCCACUGGCAGUAAGAGUAAGUGUGGAUUUCUUUAAGCCCUUUGGCCACUGGCAGUAAGAGUAAGUGUGGAUUUCUUUAAGCCCUUUGGCCACUGGCAGUAAGAGUAAAUGUGGAUUUCUUUAAGCCCUUUGGCCACUGGCAGUAAGAGUAAGUGUGGAUUUCUUUAAGCCCUUUGGCUAUGGGGAAGUUUAUUUCUGAAAGACAUUUUUUUAACCUCUUUCGUCAUGUGUUUGAUCAUUGCAGAUGUUACAUCACCCUUGCCCAGGCCUUGGGUAUGUCCAUGGGAGGAGCACCCGCUGGUCCUGCUGGGACAGGCAAAACUGAGACGGUCAAGGACAUGGGCCGUUGUCUGGGGAAAUAUGUUGUUGUCUUCAACUGCUCUGAUCAGAUGGACUUCAGGGGUUUGGGAAGAAUUUUCAAAGGUAAUUUUCGUGUUAUAGUUCUUUGCUAGAUGGAAGAUAAAAACCGCUGUUAUUGAAUGUAGGGAGCUGUCUUUGAUGUCUGUCAAUGAACGCACUCUUACCUAUUGCUGCAAACAAGGAGAUUAUUAAAAUUGCACUUAUAAUAAUUUUAAAGAUGCCCCCCCCCCCAACCUUCUUUUGUUUUUCUCUUCUGUUUUACAAAUAAGUGUAAAUCAAAUAAUUUAAAAUCUUUGUGGAUUCAUUGAGCUCAACCGGUUGCAAUGGAGUCAUAUAGGGGUCAGCAUAGACUAGAUUGUAUAUUGAUUGAAAAUGAUUUCUUAAAAUGACAUAUUUUGAAAUAAAUAAAAAAAAAACUCUUUGUUUAAUCUUUGAGGUUGCAGUGUUAUUAUUUGAUUUGUUUGCUAAUUAUAGCACUAUUUCUAUUCUUGUCUACAUUUGUUUAACUUGCAGGGUUGGCCCAAUCUGGAUCAUGGGGCUGUUUUGAUGAGUUCAACCGCAUUGACCUGCCUGUCUUGUCCGUGGCUGCCCAACAAAUCGCUAUUGUGCUGGCCUGUAAAAAAGAGAGAAAGAAGAACUUCAUCUUUACAGAUGGUGACAAUGUCGACAUGAACACAGAGUUUGGCAUUUUCCUCACCAUGGUCAGUUCUAUCACUGAAAAUUGUGUUGUUGUCACCAUGGCCAGUUCUAUUAUUUUCCUCAUCAUGGCCCUUUUAGAAAUUCUUCCUUUUUAAAAAUUGUGGCAUUUUUCAACAUUUAUGUCAACAUCUAAAAAAUAAAACAUAUGUGUGUAAUAUAAAAAUAAAUGAUUCCUAUUUGCUAUAAAAAUAAAUCUUUUAUAUGUACUAUAAAAAUAAAUCAUUUAUAUGUAGGGCCCUACAAUAAAAAUAAAGCAUAUAUGUACUAUGAAAAUAAAACAUAUAUGUGUAAUAUAAAAAUAAAUCAUUUAUAUGUGCUAUAAAAUAAAUCAUGUAUAUGUACUAUAAAAAUAAAUCAUUUAUAUUUACUAUAAAAAUAAAUCAUUUCUAUGUAGGUAUAAAAAUAAAUCAUUUACAUGUAUUGUCAAAAUAAAGCAUAUACGUACUAUGAAAAUUAAACAUAUAUGUACUAUUAAAAUAAAACAUAUAUGUUACCAUAAAAAUAAAACAUUUUAUGUACCAUAAAAAUAAAACACAUAUGUACUAUAAAAAUAAAACAUAUAUGUACUAUUGGGCAUCACUGAGAAAUAACAAGGGAGUCCUAGGAAGUAGCGGCUGAUUUGUAUAUAAUUGACAUUUUAACUUUUUUUCUUAUGAACAGAAUCCUGGCUAUGCUGGACGUCAGGAACUACCAGAAAAUUUGAAGAUUAACUUCCGAACAGUGGCCAUGAUGGUCCCUGAUAGACAGAUCAUCAUUCGUGUCAAACUGGCUGCUGUUGGUUUCAUUGACAACAUUGUGCUGGCCAGGAAGUUUUUCACCCUGUACAAAUUGUGCGAGGAGCAGCUUACCAAGCAGGUGCAGACAUGAUUUUGUUCAUAAACCUUUAGCUACAUUAAAACAAAUGCAUUUUGUUAUUGCAGUUGCUUUUAGAUCUCUCUUUAUUCCUGGAACAGCUUAUUAGCACUCAUAUUUAUUUCUCUAUACCUUUGUUAUUUUAUCAUGGUUCAUAAACCUUUAGACCAUUAUAACUCAGUCUAAAUUUUCUCUUGGUAAAGGUCCAUUAUGACUUUGGUCUUCGUAACAUCCUGUCUGUGCUGAGAACUCUGGGAGCUUUCAAACGCCUGAACCCUACAGAAACAGAGCAAACGGUUGUCAUGAGAGUAUUGCGUGACAUGAACUUGAGUAAACUUGUAGACCAGGAUGAGCCAUUGUUCGUCUCCCUUAUUGGUGAUCUCUUCCCAGGUUGGCUAACACUAAGGUCUUCUUGUCACUUUAGGAUUAAAUUUGUUCUAAAAGAAUCUGCUUCAUCAUCUUAUCUCACAGCUAAAGUCACACUAUUUAAUCCAUGGUUUUUUAAUAUAGGAUAAAUGUUUGAGAACUAUAGGGUACUUUCAAGAAAGUAAGAUAAUAUUUCUUAAAUAUAAGAUAAUAUUCCUUAAGUAUAGGAUAAUACUCCUAAAAUAUAAGAUGAUAUUCCUGAAAUAUAAGAUAAUAUUCCUGAAAUAUAGGAUAAGUGUUAAACAACAGUGGAUAAAUAACUUCAGAUCUAAACCAGAAUAGAUCAAUGAGAACUUAUUUUUUUUUAAAAUCAACUUUUUGUCAGGUAUCACUUUGGACAAGGCUGGCUACCCAGAGCUUGAGGCAGCAAUAGCCAAGAAUGUUGAUGAGGCCAAACUGAUCAACCACCCUGAGUGGAUCAUCAAACUUGUACAGGUUGGUGGAAUUUUUGAAACAAUAUUUUUUUAGGGUAUUUUUUUUAUUGGGAUAUGCCUGUUAAGUUUCAUGGACUGUUUUCUACUAGAUAAAAAAAAAAAAGGAAUUUUAAAAACCAAUUUAGAUUCAUGUUCCCAUAUUUUUUGCACAAGAGUUAUUGUUUCUCUAAAAAUGUAAGAUUUCUUCAUUUUGUGGAGAGUGGUAGAGGAUUACAUACUCUAUUACAAUUUUUUUUACUUACUGACAAAAAAUAUCUUUCAAAUUAAAAGCUUGUACAUUUCAGUAGCAGUCUGACAUUGUUAUGCAUGAUUAUCUAACUAGGCCUGUUGUAGAUUUUAUGACUCUAAAAGUCACUCUGACCUAAAUAGUCUCUGCUGACCUAAAUAGCAUCUACUGACCUAAAUAGCAUCUACUGACUCUUUUAUCAGUUGUUUGAGACCCAGCGUGUCCGCCACGGCAUGAUGGCUCUUGGCCCCAGUGGGGCCGGCAAGACCUGCUGCAUUCACAUGUUAAUGAAGGCCAUGACAGAUUGUGGAGAGCCACACAAGGAGUGGAGGAUGAAUCCCAAGGCCAUCACAGCCCCUCAGAUGUUUGGCCGAUUGGAUGUCGCCACCAAUGAUUGGACUGAUGGCAUAUUUUCCACCCUUUGGAGAAGAACAACCAGAGUCAAGAAAGGUAAGAUUUCCUAUUUAAGGAUUUUAUGUUUGGUGCAAAAUUCUCAAAAUAAACCUGGUGAUUUUCUAAAUAAUGUUUCUUCACUUUUGUAUGCUGCUGCUGAUAUGUUCAUAAUUCAAUUAUUGAAAUGUUUAAAAAAAAUGUGUGUUCAUUUCAAACAUUUAAUAUAAGUAGGGCUAUGAAAUAAUUUUAAUAAUGUUUGCUCAUUCAAAGUAAAAUUAAUACUAGACAGAGGACAUUAAUAAAUUGUUUAAUUCUAGAUGUCCAAAAAAAAACCCAGCCCAUAAACAAUAGUAAAUCAUAAAAUGUUUUGAAAGCUCCUACAAAUUGUGUAAAACUUGACAAUUAACUUAUCAGACUCACUGAGUUUUUAAAAUUUAAUAAUAAUUCUUCCUUAUUUGGAGCUUAGAUAGACAGUAGAGUAUUGUGGAAGAAGUUCACAAGAAACCUUUCUGUUUUAUUUUCUCAUAGGAGAGCACAUUUGGCUUGUGCUGGACGGACCUGUGGAUGCCAUUUGGAUUGAGAAUCUCAACUCGGUCCUAGACGACAACAAGACCCUAACCUUGGCCAACGGAGAUCGCAUACCAAUGGCCCCCAACUGCAAGAUUAUCUUUGAGCCUCACAACAUUGACAACGCCUCACCGGCCACUGUCUCCCGUAACGGGAUGGUCUACAUGAGCAGUUCUGGUUUAGGAUGGAGUCCAAUUUUGAGAGUUAGCCCCUUCAGUUUUCUAUCAGUAGCCUAAUUUUGUUUGCAUGAGAAUUAGAUAGUUUAAAUUAAUUUGUCAAGUCAUGUAAUUUAACAAAAUUUUUUUUAGCGUUUGAUUUUAAUUAGUAUUAAUAUUGUCAAAUGUUAUUUUCUUUAAAAAUAAAUAUACUGAAGCUAAGUAGUCACAAUUGAUAUUUAAUAAUACAAUUUUGGUUGAAUUAAAAAAACACAGCGGUCAUCACAUAAAAUUAAAUUAGUUUUAAGAAAAAUCUACAUUUUUAAAAAAAAUGAGUUCAGAGUUGAAUAUAACCGAUAAAUGGGUCUCUUCAUCAUCUAGGGUUGGCUCAACCACCGGCCAAGCCACGAAAAAGACAUCCUUAUUAACCUGUUUGAGAACUCCUUCACAGCAUUGUGGAACUUUACGCUACAGAAUCUUGAGUUCAAAAUGGAGAUUCUAGAAGCUUUUGUCAUUUCUCAGGUAGAGUACCUGAUUAUGUCAUUAAAAUCGGAUAAAAUGACAUUAUUUUAUGCCAAAUUGUCCAGAUUUAAUUUUUCCUCUAUGGUAUUAAUUAUUUUGAUUUUAAACAAGAUCCAUUUAUUGUUUGUUGACCUUGUUCAAUUAAAAAAAUUUCUUGGUCUAUUCUCCAACACAAAACACACAAAAAAAUGACUGUGUCAUUUAACCAGGCUUGCAAACUAAUGACUGGACUGAUACCCAUGAAAGAUGAGAAGGAUGGGUCAGGACAGCUGGCCAGAGAUGUGUAUGAGCGCAUCUAUAUCUUUACCCUCAUGUGGAGCAUUGGCGCUUUCCUGGAGCUGGAUGGCAGAGCCAAAAUGGAAGAAUUCCUGCGCAAGCAUGAGACCAUCAAGCUUGACCUUCCCAAGAUCCCUGACAGCCUUGAUGCCACCAUGUUUGACUUCAUGGUUGAUGUUGAUGGUAAAGCUAUAAUCUCUUUGUCUAAUACUUUUGAUUUAUUACUUAUCAAUAAUAGUACAUUUAUAAAUAAAAAAUAUAUUCAUUAUUGGAAUUUUAUUUAUUAAUUUUUAUAUUUUGCCAUUCAACUUUGCAAAAAUGUCAAUCCAAAAUUUUAAAGAUACAUUUAUAUAAUUGUGUGCACAAAAUCAUUUUCUACUAUACUGUUGUUUUUUUUUUACACAUUAUAAUUGAGUAAAUAUAUGGAAUUAAAUAACACAAAUCUCAUUGCUCUUUCAUAUGUGCAAACUGUUACUCUCAUUUUCUUAAACAAAAAAUAUAACCUGAGAAAAAGGGUUGUAGAAGUUUAUUGAUCAAAAUAUUAUUUUUCCUGCCCAACCCCCCCCCCCCCCCCCCCCCCCAUUUCAUUCUAACAUUCAUUGUUCCAGGCAAAUGGGUUUACUGGGGUGAGAAGGUGACCAACUAUGUGUACCCAACUGACCAUGAGCCUGAAUACACCAGCAUUCUCGUGCCCAAUGUGGACAAUGUGCGUACAGAGUACCUUAUCAACCUGAUAGCCAAACAGAACAAAGCUGUUCUCCUGAUUGGUGAGCAAGGCACAGCAAAAACAGUAAUGAUCAACAACUACAUGGGACAGUACAAUCCUGAGUACCACAUUGGUCAGUCUGUCAAUUUCUCCUCAGCCACCACACCUUUGAUGUUUCAGGUAGGCAUGGAAAUAGUUAAUAUGAGUAAAUUGGAUGUUUUGGGAUAACAUGUCAGUUAAUGACUUUAAAAAAGCUAUUCUAAAUAUUAAUGAAAAAAAAGAAGAAGAAAAUAAUGAACAAAUUUUGUUAUUAGUUUUGAAAUUCUUCUUUGAUUAGUUCCCCUUAUGUGCUGUCAGAUAGGAGUGAAUGUUGAAGGUUUUGCUUGUUAAUUUCUUGGUACUUUUAGAGAACCAUUGAAAGCUAUGUGGACAAGAGAGUGGGUACCACAUUUGGACCUCCUGCAGGCAAGAAGGCCACAGUGUUCAUUGAUGACAUCAACAUGCCAGUGAUCAAUGAAUGGGGAGACCAGAUAGCCAAUGAGAUUGUUCGCCAGCUCAUGGAGAACCAUGGAUUCUACAACCUGGAAAAACCUGGAGACUUCACUACCAUUGUGGAUAUGCAGGUGGAGCUUGUCAGAUUUAGAACUUUGAAUUUAACCUUCAUUUUAUCUUGUUACAUAUCAUCAUUAUAAAAAAAUAAACCUGUCUAGUGAACAAUCCAACUCAGUUAAAUUAACUCUGUGUUUUAAAAAAAUAGUUUAUUAAUAGAAUUUGUUCAAGUUAAAAUGGUUAAAUUCAAAUAUCUCUACACAUCAUCAUUAUAAAACAUAAAAUUCAUUUUAGAAAUUGGAUACAAAUUAUACUUUUUAUUGUGGUCAAAAUUGUAAUGAGCAGGUAUGGUAAUUUUUACAUACAUCCUGGUUUAGUCAAUACUGUGUACUUCUUGACCUCUAGAUACUGUUUCUGUUGGCUGAACCAUCUUUACAAAAAAAAAUUCUGCUAUGAAGCAGCAAUUCUUAAUUUUUUAAAUACAUUUUUUUUCUCAGUUCCUUGCUGCUAUGAUUCAGCCAGGAGGUGGUCGCAAUGACAUACCACAACGUUUGAAGCGCCAGUUUGCCAUUUUCAACUGCACCCUUCCUUCCAAUCCAUCUAUUGACAAAAUCUUCACUGUGAUUGGUUUAGGACACUUUUGCAAGGAGAGAGGUUUCAAAGAUGAUGUUAUUGCCAUGGUGAAAAACCUGGUUCCAAUUACUAGAAGGCUAUGGCAACUCACCAAGGUAUUGUAUUGAGGGUUAAUAAUUGAUGCAAAAUUAAAGAAUAAUUUUUUGUCUAUGAGCUUAAAGUAAUCAUCCAAAUCAUUAUUUUUCUUUUUACAAUGGUUACUUAUUUUCAAACAUAAUUUUUUUUAUUUCCAGUUAAUUGCUAGAAAUGUUUUAAGUAUGUGCAAAUAACCUUUAAUAAAGAAUCUUUUGGAUUGUAUAGUUAUUAUAACAUAAUUCACUAUGAAAGCUGAAAAAGCAUGAACAGUCUUGGUGUCGAAAUUUUAUUUAUUGAUUACCGUGAAAUAUAAACAGAAUCUUCAUUUUCAAUCAAUACCAAAGGCUUAGAUCAAAUCCAGACACCUCGACAUAUAUUCAACUUCAUAUUUAAAUUAAGCAGUGGAAAAAAUAUAACUUUUGAUUUAUUUAAAUUUAUUUCAGAUCAAAAUGUUGCCAACACCAGCCAAAUUCCACUACAUCUUUAACCUGAGAGAUUUAUCGCGCAUCUGGCAAGGCAUGCUGAACACCCUGAGUUCAGUCAUCACAGAUGUGAAGAUCCUAAUGGGCCUGUGGAAACAUGAGUGUUGUCGUGUCAUUGCUGACAGGUGAUGGGGGAGGGAAAAAUGUAGAAAUUAUUGAAAAGUCACAAGUUUAGUGGUGUAAUUACUCAUUUGAAGAAUUUUUAUUUUAUUGUAAUAAGCAUCAUUUAAAAAAAAUAUUUUUAAAAUAAUAAGUAAUCUACUUUCAAAUUAGUUUUAUGAAUUAAAAAACACAACAAAAUAAUUUUGUCAUUGUAAACUUUCACUUUUCAGUAUGUUAAUUAUGUGAUCCUGAAUGAAAAGUGCAUUGAACUUAAAUGUUUUCAUUGAUAAAUGAUUUAAAGCUCAUUUGGAUUUAUAUCAAUGGUUCUCACUAUCUGGGACAUUACUUAACCAGAUCAUUAAUUAUUCCUAAGAUUAAUGUAAGAUUUCUAGCCAAAAUCAAUAAAAUAUUUUACUUUAAAGGAUUUGAAGCACAUAAAAAGUAUGCAUCAUCAUAAGAAAAGUACAACUUACUUUUUUCUUAACGCAUGGGGUUAUAUUUUAAUUGAGAACCAGUGAUGCUAUUUGCAGGUAUGCCUUUUACUUGCCACCUGUUUCAUGUAUUAUUUAAUGUCCUAUCUGGCCAUACACAACUACAGGUUUACUAGUGUUGAAGACACCAACUGGUUCACUAAGACAAUGUCAAGGGUCAUCAAUGAGGAGUGUGGUGAAGCCAUUGCCACUCACCUUGACAGAAAUGAUGUUUUUGUUGACUUUUUGAGGUAGUUUUCAGGAGAUGAACCAACCAGGCCUGCACCUGUUGUUAUGUGUGGCACAUUUUUUGGCUUUUAACCUUUGCCUUGUGUGCUGUUGUUUUUUCCUCAAAUUCUGGGAAAAUAAUAAAAAUGAAAUUGUAAUUGUUCCAACAAAGAAACACAGGCCUAAACACUUUUGAUUUUUGUGUUUUUUUAAGGAGUCAUUUUAAGCUACUACAGUUUACAAUUAUCAUUUUCCCAGAAAAAAUCUUCACUAAUUUAAUUCCAAAAUAAUUAGUUUGUUCACCCUAGACGUACAGCGGAUUAAUACCCUCGAGGACACUUAUGGUGCUUCAUAUCUCAUUGUUUGCUUGUAUUUUUAUUUGAAGUUACCUUCCUUUACCUAGUCCUAACAAUUUGUGCUUGUUUUUUGGGAGUUUUGCAUUAACAGAAAAUUGUUUCAGUGCAAUAAUUAUUAGAUGUGAAUUAGUUUGUUAGGUUUUAACAUUGUUAGAAACUAUGAGGUAAGGAUUCCACUAAUAAAUACCAUGUACAGUUUAAGUUAUAAAUAUAAAAAUCAGAUUGUUGUUUGUUACUUGGAUUUAUAAAUUUAGGAUCUUAAAGAUAACUCCAUAAAAUUAAUAGCCAGUAUCCUAGUGGUUACAAAGACAGUAAAAUAGAUUUUAACAAGGCCUUACAUAUUCAUAUCAUUUUUCUAAAAACAAUUGAAAUGGAAUUUUAAAAAAAGGUUAUGAUUUUAUCUCCAACAUCUACUUUAUGAAGACUAGUCCAUAGAUCAAGUUUGGAGUAUUCCGUUUAGGCUAAUAAAAUAAAAGAUUCCAUUAAAGGCUUUUGUUGCACAAAUAAAAAUAAAUUAUCGUGUGAUCCAAAUGUCCCAUUAUUAGCUAUCCAAGCCAUUUUGUGUGUUUACCUAGAUGUGAAUGACAUUGUAGUUAGUACUGUCUGACCCACCAACCGGUUUAGCACUGUCUGACCCACCAACCGGCUUAUCACUGUCUGACCCACCAGCAGGUUUAGUACUGUCUGACCCACCAAUAGGUUUAUUACUUACUGACCCACCAGCAGGUUUAGUACUGUCUGACUCACCAACAGGUUUAGUACUGUCCGACUCACAAAAAGCUUUAGCAACUGUCUGACUCACCAACAGGUUUAGUACUGUCCGACUCAAAAAAAGGUUUAAUACUGUCUGACUCACCAACAGGUUUAGUACUGUCCGACUCAAAAAAAGGUUUAAUACUGUCUGACUCACCAACAGGUUUAGUACUGUCCGACUCACAAAAAGGUUUUGUACUGUCUGACUCACCAACAGGUUGGCUAAAUCCACAGCUGAAGAUUGACAACACAAGAUUUGAUAUUUUUUUUUGUUUCCUCCUAACCUCAAUCCUACAUUUGGUUUGCUUUUUAAUCUUUGUGCAUGUUAACCCCUAAACUCACCUGCUUGUUGUUACACGAAAUUAAACAGAUUUGUAAAAGUUGAUGACCUGACCUGGUUUGAAAAAACGGUUAAGCGGAUAGUAACAGAGGAAAUAAGUGAAGAAGCUGGAGAGCUUGUGAUGGAAAAUUUCUAUUUCACCGACUUCAUGAGGUGGGCAUCAUCUUUUAAAACCAUCAUUUGACAAUCGGGAAAACUUUUAAAAUUAAAGAAAAUGGUCGUCAAGGAAAUGGUUAAAGAUUCUAUGUGAAAAGUUUGAGGCAGGGUGCUGCACUUGUAGGGCAUACAAUAUCUACAGCAACACAAAUUUGAAUUUUUUGUCAGCAACACAGUUAAGUCAUUCACCUUCAGCCUUUCCAUUUUGUAACUAAAAAAUCACUAACAAUUUUAAAUAAGAAUGAAUAAAAACCACCAGAUACUUGUGCAUGACUUCAUAUUAUUCCCAUUUCCCAGUUUAGCAUUUUUGGUAUAGAGGUUCCAACAUAAAAAGGCCUUUUUGUUUUCUAUUUAAUACCAGAUUUAUAAAGAAAUUUACAUUUUUAUAAAUGAUUUGCUAAGACGUAAUUAAGUGACAUUGGUCCAGUUUUUGCUUAAUUUUAAAUGCCAGUGUUUGAUAACCUUCACCUUCCCAAUCACACAAUUGAAGAAGUAAGUACAUAGACAUUCUGUUAUCUUGUGUGGUUUCUAUCUAGAAGUGUGAAAAUUAGUUGUAGUCAGAUGCACAGUUUAGAGAUUCAUUUUUAACAAAAAAUUGAUCUCUUAAUAGCAGACUUGGAAAAAUAAAAUGACAUGUUCAAUUAUGUUUUUACAUAGUUUUAAGUUAGUUACAUGGAUUGAAGAUUUUAGCUUUAACUUAACUAUAUAAAUUUUAGAUUUAUUAUUUAGCUCAUGUGAGCUGAAACUAAGAAGAAAUUAAAUUCUAAGUUAACAUUUGUUGUUAUAUUCCACCACUGAUUAAUGAGAUGACCAUUUAAAGACUUUAAAAUGUAACAGACAUGCGUCAAGUUAAUUUUCAUGUUCUUCAAUCGAUAUAUUCUAAAAAUAGAUUGUAUUUUUGUCUGUUUGUUUCUCUCAGAGAUGCUCCAGAGGCCACUGGUGAUGAACCAGAAGAUGCUGACUUUGAUAUGCCCAAAAUCUAUGAGCCUGUGAGUCACCCACUGCACCUUUUUUUUUGUUUAAAGAGAGUCAUUGUAUACUAGUCUGAGAAAAAAAAAUGGCUUAUUUACUUUUAGUGGCUUUGUAAAAAUGUAUAAAUGUUUAUGCUUAAAUAAUGGAUUACAUUUCAAGUUAUUGUAUUGGAGAUUAAUUAUUAUUAUAUUUUUAAUGAGCUAUUUCGUAAAAGGGUUUCAUUGAAGAAGCUUGUGUCAUGUCUGUAAUAAAUAGUGUAAGUAAAUAGGUUUAACUAAGACUCAAAUUUCUCACAGGUGGAAAACUUCCACCAACUGGAAGAGAGACUUUCCUACUUCCUACAACAGUACAAUGACAGCAUCCGAGGAGCUGGCAUGGAUUUGGUCUUCUUCCGUGAUGCCAUGACCCACUUGGUCAAAGUCUCUCGCAUCAUUAGGACCCCCAGGGGUCAUGCCCUCCUGGUGGGUGUCGGUGGGUCUGGUAAGCAGUCUCUGACCAGACUGGCCUCCUUCAUAGCUGGUUACAAGACAUUCCAGAUAACUCUUACAAGGUUGGUGUAGGAAUAUCUCUUCUUGUUGAUCCUCUGCUCACCAUUAAUUUCAAGUUAAAAUUCAUUUGCUAAACCUUAUUCAAUCACUGCUCAUGUCGAUAUGUUAUCUUCAGAUCCUACAAUGUGUCCAACCUUCUGGAAGAUCUGAAGUCCUUGUACAGAACAUCUGGCCAGCAAGGCAAGGGCAUAACAUUCAUAUUUACUGACCAGGAAAUCAAAGACGAGGGCUUCCUUGAGUACCUCAAUAACAUGCUGUCCUCUGGUGUGGUAAGUAGCCUAACCUUUUUGUUUUUCUGUAAAGGUGAAAGAUACUCAAAAAGAGGCAGACCGAAUUUUGGUUUCGCAGCUGAAAGUUGUCAUUUGAUAAUUUUUUGGUAUAGUUUCAGCCAAAACAGAAAAGUUAACUUUCGGUUUAUUUCGGUUUUGAACAUCUGUGAUGGAGGCUUUCGGCGGUCUACCAACCAGAAGUCAGACUGACACUCGAUCUGCCUGUUGGCUGGCAAUCCAGUAUUCAUUAUUUCUGGACAACUUGCUGUCAUUGUUUUAUAUUUAUCAUUAAUCCUCUGCUUACACUGCUCACAGCUUCAGCAUGACCCACUUGUUAAAUAUUUCCAAAAAGAAAAUUACAAUUAGGCUUAGGCAAAGAUAAAUAGUUUUGUGGAAACAAAAACUGUAGGUAUAGUAAUAUUUAUAUUUUUAUUUUUGUUUUAAUUUUUUCAAUAAUGAAAGUUGGCAACGCUAGGUUUAUUCAAUUCAUUCAUUUGUGACAUUCCUUUUGAUUUAUCAUUAUCAUGCUCAUAAAUGUUGUCGUUGGCAAAGGUGAAUAGUGUUGUGAAAAAGAAAAAAAAAAUCCUCGGAAGUGGUAACAUUUCCAUUAUUUUGUUUUAAAUUUAAAAAAAAUAAAAUUAGGGAACCUAAGGCUUAUUUAAUUCAUUCAUUUAUUGAAAUUCACUAUUAUCAUGCUGAUCAACAUUGUCUUUGACGAAAUAAAAGUGUUCAACAAAAUUAGUCAUGUGUAUGGACACAAAAUGUAAAGGAAGAGAAUAAUGCAACCUUUAUUUAUAUUUAAAAAUAUAAAUAUUUAUUUUAAUUUUGUAUAAUUAGGCAUAAAAUAGCCUUUAAUUUAAAUCAUAAGCCUACACACACUUGUGCAUGUAUUACUAUUUCAUAUAAUAAUUAAGUAGUGAACCUACAGUAUUAUCAUACUAAACGUAGCUCUACAUUUUUUUAACGUUUAUUUUAUCUGGGUCAAAUCUAAAAUUAGCCGAUAAAUGAUAAUUGCAGAUAAAUAAAAAAUUUAAAUGUUGACCAAUAGGAACAUGUUUUUUCAACAAAAAUGUAUGGGUUAGUAGAGCAAAGAGGUCCUUCUGGAAAUUUAUGUGGGCUGUACCAAUAAACAAUACAUCGGCUAAGCUUUCGAUUGAUACCAAAUAUGUCAGGGUAGCAUUGUAAUUAUAUUAUAAAAGUCUCAUCAAAUUUUGGAUUUUUUUUGUUGAAAAUCCCAUUCAUUUAGUCUCUAACUCAAAACAAGAAGAAACACAAUUAUAAUAAAUUACUAAUUAAAUGUAUUUUGAAUCACUGAGCAAUGUUAACUAAAUCUGAGCAGAAUAUUUUGAAUCUAAAUUAUUUCAACGAAUAAUUUCUAUUAGAGCAUUACUUAAGUUUUUGCUCACUAUUUCCUGGCAGGUGUCUAACUUGUUUGCCAGGGAUGAAAUGGAUGAAAUUCUGGGUGAACUGGUGGCUGUCAUGAAGAAAGAGUUCCCCAAACGCCCACCCAGCAAUGAGAAUCUGUAUGAGUACUACCUUACCAGAGUCAGAGCCAACCUUCAUGUGUCACUCUGCUUCUCACCUGUAAGUCUAGCUGUGGUAGUAAGGGAUAGUCAACAAGCAGUAACUGGUAGUAUACAAUUUUUUGGUAGUAUGGCAGUAAGUGAAAGUCUAGCUCAGGGGUGGGCAACCAUUUUGUGCAGAAAACUGUGGGGGAAUUGUUUUUUUGUUUUUUUAAGCCACGUAAUAAUUAUCUAGUAAUCUAGAGUUUACCCCGAGUUUUGUUCAGAUAUAAGCAGUGGAUAAGUUGAAUGAUUUUUACAUUUGGUGUGAUUAUUAUUAUUACAUUUUGACAAAUUUACACUGUCAUUAUUAAUUUUCAAAGACUUUUUAAAGAUAAUCCUUUACAAUUUGUAAAUUUUACCAAAAAAAUUGAUCCAGUUCCCAAAGGAAUUGCAGGCCAAAUUCAAAAUUUCAAGGGGCCGUUUGUGGGCCAUAGGUUGUCCACCCCUGGUCUAGCAGUAGGUGGUACUCUUAAUGUGAUUAAAGUCCCUUUUAAAAAAACCUAUCUCUUUUAAAGUGAAAGCAUCAAGUUAAUGUAAUGAUCUGAUCUGGUGAUCAUAUAGUUUUAACAUUUACGUUUUUCCCCCAAUGACCAGGUUGGGGAGAAGUUCCGUCAAAGGGCCCUCAAAUUCCCAGGUCUCAUUUCUGGAUGCACAAUGGACUGGUUCCAAAGAUGGCCAAAGGAUGCCCUCAUCGCCGUGGCUGACCACUUCUUGAGGGACUUUGACAUUGUCUGCACAGAGGAAGUGAAGAAACAAGUUAUCCAUACCAUGGGUAUCAUCCAUGAUGGAGUUGCUGAGAGCUGCAUUGAUUACUUCCAGAGGUUUGUUAUUAUUUUUAUGGUUGUCAGCGACUGUAUUACAAAAGUUUUUUACUUAGUCUUACUAAUUAUUUAGUCAGCACAGUAGGUUAAAACUAUUUCUUAGCUCAUUUAAAAACACUGUUUGCUGCAAGACCUUUUAAAAUGAUUUGCUAUGAUUAGAUCAUGUUGUAUCAUUAUUAUUUUAAAAAUUGGAAUAAUCAUUGAGUAACGAUUGAUGUAAAUGAAAGAAACUAAAGGUGGACAUUGGUUGUUUCAGAUAUCGUCGUUCCACUCAUGUCACCCCCAAGUCUUACCUGUCAUUUAUUAAUGGGUACAAGACCGUGUACAAGGACAAGAGAAAUAUGAUUGGGGAGAUGGCCAAUAGGAUGAACACAGGUGUGUGGCUAUAUUUUUAAAAAAAAUGAAUUACCCAACUUACUAAAGGAUACUUUUAGUGGUGAACAGAUAAAAUGAAUAUGUACCUUUAAAAUAUUUUUUUCAAAGACAAUGCUGCUCACUGUUCAUUCCUGAUUUCUACUUUUAGGUUUAGAAAAACUGGUUGAAGCGUCUCUGGCAGUGGCCGAACUGAGCAAAGAAUUGGCUGUGAAAGAAAAAGAGCUGGCCAUAGCAUCAGAGAAAGCUGAAGCUGUACUGAAGCAAGUCACCAUUCAGGUAACAUUUCUGUCUGACUGUAAAAAAAACCCCAGGGAAAUGAGAUCUAGUAAAUUUGUUGCCUUCAUUAAAAUUCUUUAUGUAAACAAUGGCCAAAAACAAUUGAUUCAAAUGUGUAUAUAGAAUUUAAAUAUACUGGAACUAAGGAAGUGUAGUUAUGAAAAUAAUAGAUGUUGUAUUGUUAGAAUACUUAUUGCUUUAUUUAAAAGUGGGUCAGUCAAUAAAACUGAAAAAUACAUUUUGUUUCAAAGAGUAGCAAAAAACUUUUCAAUGUUCCAGUUAUUAUUUUUAUUUGAUUUCAGCUUUUGAUUUCAACUUUGCCCUUGACCUAAUUUUACCAUUUAUUUUGUUAUUAAUUUUAUAAAUAUUUGUUAUACUUUCCUUCUCACAUUGAUGGCUUCAUACUUGUAAUCUCCUUAGGCUCAAGCUGCUGAGAAGGUCAAGAACCAGGUUCAGAAGGUCAAGGACAAAGCUCAGACCAUUGUGGACAGCAUUGCCACAGACAAAGCUAUUGCAAUGGAAAAGCUGGAGGCGGCAAGGCCAGCACUGGAAGAGGCUGAGGCUGCCCUCAACACCAUCAAACCCGCGCACAUUGCUACGGUCAGAAGGCUGGGGAAACCCCCACAUCUCAUCAUGAGGAUCAUGGACUGCGUCCUCAUUCUCUUUAGGUUUGUACCUGACUAAAACACGGUUUAUUAUUUGACAGGUCAAAGUAUUUGAACACUGUUGAACAUCUAUCUACUAUGUCAAGUUUAUGUUAUUUAUAGCGUACAUUUUUCAUUAAGUCCUGCUUGUGUUGACAAGUCACUCGUUUUAUUCAAAAGAAAUAUGCACCGCAAUUGAAUACAUCACUAAUGAAUCUGUCACAUUUCAUUACAGCACCUAUUUAUCAACAUCUUUAGGUGCUCCUUGUGGAGCAUAGCUCACCAAUGAUCUCACUCCAUUUUGCUCUCUCAAAAUCUUUUCUCUGUGUGUUCUCAUUGAUUUAGACCAUACAGUUUUGUCCAUGUUUUCUAUAUUUCAAUAUGGCAACUUGAAUAUUGUGUUUAAUUCCUUGCUUUUCUUGAUUUCUGAACAUCAACAGGAGUAAACUAAACCCUGUAACUACGGAUCCAGAAAAGCCUGAGUUUGUCAAACCAUCAUGGAACCACUCACUCAAGGUAAGACUAAGUACUAAAAGUGUCAAAUGUGGUUAUCUCACUUUGUUGUUGUUGUUUGUCCUUUGCAUGCGAAGAUGACCAAGGUUAUAUUCCACGGAGAUUCGUAGGUAUCCUGCCAGUCUGUUUUGUGCCUGGAAAGCUUUCCCGCACGUGGGACACACAUUGUUCUGGGUCCUAGUUGGGAUUGAGUCGAUUCUGUUUUUCCUUGCCGUGCGCUUUCUUUUGGCGUAAGCGUGCACUUAUUCUUUGAGGAUUGUGCUCUGGCAGUGAUUCUACCAUGCCUGCUUAAAUGGUCCUUACCAAAUGUCUCCUAGGAAUCAAGGUCAAUGUCCAUGGAUUUGAGUGAUGCUUUUAGACGGUCCUUGAAGCAUUUAUUUCUGCCCACCAGCUGAGCGUUUCCCACUGGUGAAUUCACUGAACAUUAAUCGUUUGGGAAGUCUGCUGUCUGGCAUUAUUGCAACAUGUCCAGCCCAUCUGGCCUGUCCUUUUUAUAGUGGGUGCUGGUAAAAUCAGCCCAUUUUAGGACCUCUGUAUCAGGGACUCUGUUCUUCCACCUUAAGCCUAGAACUGUACGUAGGCAACUUAGCUGGAGAUGGUUUAGCUGACAAGCAUGUCUGCUGUACACUGUCCAUGUCUCAAGAGCAUAUAGGAGAAAUGUUAUGAUGAUUGCCCUAUAUGCUUCCAGCAUAUUGACAAGACUGAGACCCCUUUGCUUCCAAAAACUCUUGUGAAGCUUUCCAAAUUCAACAUAUGCUUUGGAAAUCCAGUUAUUGAUUUUCUCAUCAUUUACUGCUACUGACCUGGAGAGGGUGCUGUCCAAAUAUAAAUUAUUCUCCUGCUUGGAGAUUCUGUCCCUUCCCUAAUAGUUUAGGUUUUUUGUAAGCUUUUCCUGGAGCUGGCUGGUGUAAGAUCUCUGGUUUUUUCAUAUUGAUGGCGAGGCCAUUGUCUUAGUUGUCACAGGCCUUAGCAAAUUGAUCAAGUAAGGGCUUGCAUUUAAGGGACAGUCAUGAGCAAACAAGAAAUCUCGAAUAACCAUUUCUUUAACUGUCAGUAUCUCAGUAAACAUUCAUUCAACACACAUAGAAAUUGUAAGUCUAAUUUUCAUCAAGUUCAUGUCUCAGCUUGAGCAGAUGCUAAAUCUGUGUCUUCACGUUCUGACCACACAAUGAAUGAAUGAGUUACCAUAUGCCUUAAAUACAGACCAUUUUUUGUGUACAGCAAAAACUCAGAAAAACACUUACAAGACUGAAAACAAUCAGCACAAUGUAAUAAAAAAAUAUUUAUAUUUAUUUGGAUCAAUAAAAACAAUUUAUUUUAUCUUAUCUGACCAAAACAUAGCCACAUCAUGUGACCAAUACGUAUCUAUGAUUUGACCAGUAUCUACUUAUGAUUUGAACACAACAGGGCAAAAUCUUUUACAUUUCCCUACUCCUUGUCUGAUUCCAGCUGAUGGCCGACACGAAUUUCCUGAAGAACUUGGUGGAGUAUGACAAAGACAAGAUAAAUGACGAGAUGUGUGAACACAUGGAGCCUUACCUGGCAUCUGAAGACUACACACUGGACAUUGCCAAGAACGUCUGUGGUGAUGUGGCCGGACUGCUGUCUUGGACCAAAUCUAUGUACGUCUUCUACUUCAUCAACAAGGAAGUCCUACCACUCAAGGUCAGUGAUGUUAAUAUCAUAUAGAGUCUCAUAGAGAAAAGUAAUCAAUCUAGAUUCACUUUUUUUGUACUCACUUCAAUAUUUAGUUGGCAAAAAAUAGUCACUAUUUGAGUUUUCUUCCUCUCUCGCUAAACAAAAUUUUUUGUGAUUUUAAUUUAAUUCGAUUUUUAAACAACAAAUACCCCGCAGCUCUUGAAAUACUUUGUGUGUGAAAAGGGAAAAAAAAACCAGGGAACCACUUACCUUAAACGUUAAAUAUGUUUUCAAUUAUUAAGAGUCAAUAAUUUUUUUUCUUUUAAGAUUCUGUAAAUACUGCUUUUAAGAUCACAACCAAUGGAUCUUAACAGAAUUCUAAUAAGUUAUGUUAUAACUCAUUCCUGACUUUACUCAAUCCCACAAGAUUAAACUGUAAAUCUAAAUCAGAUUUGACUUUUUUAAUCAACCAGGCCAAUCUGGCAGUACAAGAAGGUCGUCUGAAGGGUGCCAUGACAGAUUUGGAGACAGCUCAGGCACAGCUGGAUGCCAAGGAGGCAGAGCUGAGAGCCGUCCAGGCAGAGUAUGACAAGGCCAUGGCAGAGAAGCAAACCCUGAUGGAUGAUGCUGAGACUUGCAGACGUAAGAUGUCUGCUGCGUCUGCCCUCAUCAAUGGCCUGGGAAGUGAGAAGGAGAGGUGGACAGAGCAAAGCAAAGAGUUCAAAGCCCAGAUUGGAAGGUGAGUUGUCACAGAAUUAGGUGGUCACAUUAAGUAUUCUGCUAACAGGUUGGGUCACUUCAGCUCAUGAUUUACUUAAAGUGGUUUUGGAACAUGUUAGUACUAGUCCUGUACAGCCAUCUCUAUACUGUUCAUGAUACCAUCAUCAUCAGUCAUGGGGGGGGGGGGCAAAAAAUUUUUUAACUUUACCGGGGGGGGGGCAAAUUUUUAAUAUAGUUUUAAUUUACUGUAGCGUAUUUGUAUGGUGAACGAACGGACAGGACAUCAGCUUAGUUACUUUCUCUUUAUUUUCUCUUUACUUUAAUACAUUUUUUGUCUAUUUUUGUCUAAAAUUUUUUAUCCAAUCAAUCCAGGGGGGGGGGCAAGUGCCCCCCUUGCCACCCCCUGUGGGCGCCCAUGUCAUCAGUGGCGCUACAGCAUCCUUCCAUUCGUAUGAAUCCAUGGCCUUCCACCUCCAUGCGUUGACCCCAAGCUGAUGCAAGUCCUUCUUUGCAUCAUCUAUCCAACUCAGUCUUGGUCGACCUAUGAGCUGUCUACCCCUAGGUUUCUGCCUGUAGAUAACAUUAUCUUCUCUGCAAUCUGGCAUCCUCUUGGCCAGCGUAGUCUGCCUUUUUUAAUUGUUGGGACCAUGGGUGGGUCUACCAUAGGUGGGUCUACCAUGGGUGGGUCUACCAUGGGUGGGUCUACCAUGGGUGGGUCUUCAAACGAUUGAUAAAUCUCUGGGUUUAUAUGAAUCUGCAUCCAUCAAUUUUUAUUGUUGGACCGUAUAUUUGUGACCGCUGCUCAUGAUAGAAAAAAAUUAAUUACAAGAUCUUAGCUUGAAAUGAGACACAACCGAACUACAAAUGUGAACUACUAGUAACAAAAUUAAAGUGUCAACCUGUGAAAUCCAUUGGCACUCUAAGCUAAUACAUAUAUUGUUUUCUUUUGUCUCAUUUCUUAGACAAAAUUUAUAAUUUAUUUAUACUUUUUAAGCUUGAUUGCUAUUGCUAAACUUUGUUGGAAUAGUAUUGCAGUUAUGAAAUGGCUUUACCAUUUGUCGCUUUAUGUCUGGUUUUGUAAGUGAAUCAUUAAGUGUUUUUCCUUACUGUUUAGUAAGUUUAGAGAACCUGCUUGGCUUGCAUGUAUCCUUGGCUGAUGUCUUCAUGUCUGUAAAGAUUUAUUUUGUCCUCGUAGGUUGGUAGGAGAUAUCCUCAUGUGUACGGCAUUCUUGUCCUACUCUGGUCCGUUCAACCAGGACUUCCGUAGUCUGCUCAACAAGAACUGGAUGAAAGAGUUGAAAUCUCGCAAAAUUCCAUUUUCUGCAAACCUCAACAUCGUAGAACUGCUUAUUGAUCCCACUCAGGUAUGUGCUCACCUGAUAAUUAUGAAAUAUUUUCAAAUAACUAAUAGCUGCAUUUCUUUUCUAUAAUGAUUUUUGUGUGUCUAUUUUAUAUUUUUUAUAUUUUCAAUUAUUUUCAGAUUGCAGAAUGGAACAUUCAAGGUUUGCCUAAUGAUGAGCUCUCGACCCAAAAUGGAAUCAUCGUCACCCAGGCAUCUCGCUAUCCUCUCCUCAUUGACCCUCAGGGACAAGGCAAAAGCUGGAUCAAGAAAAAGGAAGAAAAGCAUGAGCUGCAGGUGUUUAUUAGUGAAAGCAAAAUCAAAAUCUUUAGUCAGUUUUGAGAAGAAACAAAAUGCAUCAAUUUUUUUAGGCAAGAUUUUAAAUAAAUGGUUAUGAGUAUUUAGCAUUUUGAUUCUGUAAAUCACUGAAUUAUAAGAGAAGUGCUUUCUGUUUUAGGUGACUUCAUUAAAUCACAAAUACUUCCGUCAACAUUUGGAAGACUCCAUGUCGCUGGGACGUCCACUCAUGAUUGAAGACAUUGGAGAAGAACUUGACCCUGCCCUGGACAAUGUCCUGGAGAAGAACUUUAUCAAGGUUUGAUUUGAAUUAUUUUAAACUCACAUAUCUGUGUUACAACUGAAUAUGGCCAGUUAACGGCUUUUUCAAAUCCAUACAUUACUUGGUAUCAGUAAACUUUUUUGUUUAGCCUCACAAAUUAUCUUUGUAUUGCCAGGUGGGUUCCAUGCUCAAGGUCAAGGUAGGAGACAAAGAGUGUGACAUCAUGAAAGGCUUCACACUAUACAUCACCACCAAGAUGCCCAACCCCUCGUACACACCAGAAAUAUCGGCCCGAACUUCCAUCAUCGAUUUCACCGUCACCAUGAAAGGCCUGGAAGACCAGCUUCUAGGUCGCGUCAUCCUCACAGAGAAGGCCGUAAGUGUUAUUUUUUAAUGUUUUAACAUUUAUCAUUUUACAAAGCCCAUCUGGGGGCCAUAAUAGUGUGUAGUUAAUGUAGCUUUUAUGGACAUCUCAUAGAUUCAAACACAUUACCUAUCAGUGUCACUAUGGCUUGGCAUGGGUCCAAAGUCAGGCCAGAUGCUUUUGUCUAUCUUACCCAAAAGUUAAAAAGGAUGUAACAUUUUUAAAGUAUUUAAAUGUCAAUGUUGGCUUAAGUGUACCACAUCUAACCCAUUGUUCCAUACCACAUCUAACCCAUUGUUCCAUACCACAUCUAACCCAUUGUUCCAUACCACAUCUAACCCAUUGUUCCAUACCACAUCUAACCCAUUGUUUCAUACCACAUCUAACCCAUUGUUCCAUACCACAUCUAACCCAUUGUUCCAUACCACAUCUAACUCAUUUUUCCAUUUACACAAAUCCCCUGCCUAAACCUUCUCACUGAACAUGUUGCCUAUGCCAGGAGCUGGAGAGUGAACGUUUAAAGCUGAUGGAGGAGGUCACGGCCAACAAGAAGAAAAUGAAGGACCUGGAGGACAGUCUGUUACUCAGACUGACCACAACAAAGGUAACAGGACAGACAUUGCUCACUGGCCAAAGAAGACUCAAUAACGGUCUGGCGAAGUGAAGGAUGUCUUCAAAAUUUUUCAAAGUCUUAAAAUAUUUAUAUUAAAAUAACACUGCAAAAUAUUAAAUUAUUGAGACACAAACAGUUUAUGUAAAUAAAACAAUAUAGGUUUAACGUUAACCCUUUGAACCCGCGAUUCCUCUUUAUUGGUCUGCGCCUUAGAAAUCCCCCCCCCCCCCCCCCCCCCCCCCCCGAGAAAUAGUUCGAUCUCCCAUACCUUACCAUAGAUCGACAGUCCGUAUAUAAAAUGCGUUGUAAAUACUGAGUUUAGAGUUUACCACGUGACUUGCGAAAGGUCACAGUCAUGACUGCGCCCAUGAAUGCAUUGAUUUUGUUAUGUUUUAGUAAUGUUUUUCUAUGUGUAAGGGUGACGAAAAUACAAAAUUUGCUAUUCUCAAGGACUCAAACUAGAGUAGUUUUAUGAUAAUGUAAAUAAUUCAAAGGAUUAUUAUUGCGUUUUGAAAAGGGAUUGAAAUUAAGCAAAAGACAAUGAUAGUGACGAUCGAUUGACUUCAACUUCUAGUGCUAUCGAUGUGUGCUUUGGGAAUAAAAGAAACAACACAAGGUCCACCCCUAGUCCUAGCCUUGGUUUUAAUGAAAAAUCAGUCGUAGAAAUGAAAUCUUACUAUGAUAUUUUACAACAUAAUUUCUAAAACAAUUAUCUCUGUGAUACAUUUUAUAAUACUUAUGGACUACUAAUGGACAAAUUUCACCGCGGCCCAUUUGGACACCCUAUAUUGUCUUUUUUCUUCCCCUUUUUCUAUAUAUUUUUAUUUGGCAAGUUUAUAAUAGUUAUAAUCCUCAAGACCUGAAUUCUUUUAGUGUAUAUUAGUAAAACUGUCAGCCUCGUUCAUCACCACCACGAACACCCACCUUGCUACAUAUCAUUGUAUGAACGUUUGUUUUUUGUUGUACUGAUGAAGGCAUUUGCAUUCGAAAUGUUUGCAUUUGUAUUUUGAGUAACUAUUUUUGAAGCUUAACUUAUAUUGUUCUAUUUACACAACUUGUUUGUGUCUCUCUUCUUUUUACUUGAAAGCUUUAUUGCAGAACAACACUUAUAGUUAUUUUGCCAAAUAUUAACAUGAUAAUUGAUUUUUUUUAGUGAGGUUCCAGUAUUACAAGCCUAAACAUACCCUGCUCCAUUAUUUAUUACAGUAUUACAAGACUAAACAUAUUUUGUUUCAUGAAAAUUCAUUCAAUAAACAGAGUAUACUCUAUGAAAAUGAUAUCAUAAUUUUUUUAUCACUAAAAUGUAAAGGAGUUGUUUAUGACUUAAUCAGAUCCAGUUAUGACUUAGUGAGAUCCAGUUAUGACUUAGUGAGAUCCAGUUAUGACUAAGUGAGAUCCAGUUAUGACUUAGUGAGAUCCAGUUAUGACUUAGUGAGAUCCAGUUAUGACUAAGUGAGAUCCAGUUAUGACUAAGUGAGAUCCAGUUAUGACUUAGUGAGAUCCAGUUAUGACUAAGUGAGAUCCAGUUAUGACUUUCUUGUUAACUAUUCUUUUAUCUGUGUCUAGGGAUCACUAGUAGAUGAUGAAGAUCUCAUCAACGUGCUGCAUGUCACAAAGGCCACAUCCCUGGAUGUCACUCAGAAACUGGACAUUGCUGCAGACACAGAGAUAAAAAUAAACUCUGCUAGAGAAGAGUUCCGACCAGUGGCCACAAGAGGCUCCAUUUUGUACUUCCUUAUAACAGAGAUGAGUUUGGUCAACGUCAUGUACCAGACCUCUCUCAGACAGUUCCUGCAGCUCUUUGACCUCUCCAUGGCCAGGUAGGUCACAGCUAUUAUUUGAUCUCUCUGUGGCCAGAUAGGUCACAGCUAUUAUUUGAUCUCUCUAUGGCCAGGUAAGUCGCAGCUAUUAUUUGAUCUCUCUGUGGCCAGGUAGGUCACAGCUAUUAUUUGAUCUCUCUGUGGCCAGGUAGUUUUCAGCUAUUAUUUGAUUCUUCUAUGGCCAGGUAGGUCACAGCUAUUAUUUGAUUUCUCUGUGGCCAGGUAAAUCACAGCUAUCCUUUAAUCUCUAUAUGGCCAGGUAGGCCACAGCGAUUAUUUGAUCUCUAGGUGGCCAGGUAAGUCACAGCUAUCAUUUAAUCUCUAUAUGGCCAGGUAGGUCACAGCUAUUAUUGGAUCUCUUGAAUAAAAUAAAAUUCAAGCUGAUGUUAAAUAUUCACCAACCAAAAAAAUAGUAACAAAACUAAUAACUGAUAUUUUAUCCUUACUUUAUCAGGUCAACUAAGUCACCAAUAACGCAGAAGAGAAUAAUAAAUAUUAUUGAGUACAUGACCUUUGAGGUAUUCAAGUAUGCUGGACGUGGCCUUUAUGAAAGCGACAAAAUGACCUUCACCUUGCUGCUAGCCUUGAAAAUUGAUCUCCAGGCCAUGAAGAUCAAGCAUGAUGAGUUCAUGACCCUUGUCAAAGGUAAAGGAAACAGAAUAAAUCAAAAUAUUUUGCUCUGAAAUAGAUAAUUUCGAUUAAAAAUAAAAUGAAAGAUGGUAAUGCUGGUGUGGCUAAGGAAGCUGGCAAUAGUUGACUUGUGAAAUGUUGAGCGCUGCGUAAUAAUUUGUGAUUUCCACCAGGUGGAGCAUCUGUCGACACAUCCACAGCACCACCUAAGCCACCCCAGUGUAAGUGGGUGGCACAGAUCACAUGGCUGAAUCUUACUGAGCUCAGCAAACUUCACCAGUUCUCAGGUAUCAUUGAGCAGGUAAGUGUUGAAUAUGCCAGGCUGAUAAGCACAAUGCCGGUCCAUCUUCUUUAGCAUCCACAUGACUCAUGUCAUCACCAGAUCUGUGCCAUUACCCAGGUGACCAAGUCAUUACCCUCUGACACUCAUGUAAUUUCUUUUGAGACCUAAGCUACUAAUUUCAACAAUUCAUUCAUCUACUAUGAAAGCUACACACAUCCUCACCCAUUCAGUGAGCUUUCAUGAUUUUCUUGCCUUUGAACGUGAUUAAAAAAAUAUUGUUGAAAUAACUUCUUUCUCAGUUUCUUUAGAUUUUUUUUUUGACUUUUAAACUUAUUAUUAAAUUAAAAUAGAUACUAAUUGGUAAGAGGGGCUAACAGAUUCUCUUAUAUUCUCUGAUUUUUUAAAGCCAUGUUAUUGUAAUUAGAUCUUGAGUACAAGUAUUUCUUAUUUUCUUCUUUAUGUAUGGUUAAAAUAGAAUCUAGACUUCUUCAUAGUUUUUGUUGUGAAUGCUUGCAUUUCUAUUUUUUUAAAAUUUGUUCUUCAAAAAUAACUCAACAUUUUUCAGGUUGAGAGGAAUGACAAACAGUGGAAACAGUGGUUCGAGAAGGAAGCCCCCGAGGAAGAGGUCAUCCCCGAUGGGUACAACAAUUCUCUGGAUGUCUUCCGCAGACUUCUGCUUGUCAGGUGCUGGUGUUCUGACAGAAUUCUGCCAAUGGUGAGUUGUUUUUUUUUGUUGGAAAACAAGAAAGAUAGUGACUCAUAAUUUGCUGGGGUAAGCAAAGGUCCCAAAAAAGGUCUUUUUAUUUAUCCUGUAAGAUUGUGGGGAAAAAUAAUUAUCUUUAGUUUGUAACAUGGUAGUGCUAUUCAACUAGUGGACAUUUUCCUCUCCCAGGCCAAGAAGUACAUUGCUGACACAAUGGGAGAGAAAUAUUCUGAGGGAAUCAUUCUGGACAUGGAGAAGAUGUGGCAAGAGAGUACCAACAGAUCGCCACUCAUCUGUUUACUUUCCAUGGGUUCGGAUCCCACACCUUUGAUUGAAGGCUUGGCUAAAAAACUCAAAUUAGGUGGGUCAUCUUGGCCGGGGAAAUCUUUUACCUGUUCUAAUUUAUCUGUUUCUUGUUCUUAUCAAUAUCUCAGUAAAUUUGUUCUUUGUUUUUUUAUCAAUAUCUCAGUAAAUUGUUCUGUGUUCUUAUCAAUAUCUCAGUAAAUUGUUCUGUGUUCUUAUCAAUAUCUCAGUAAGUUGUUCUUUGUUCCUAUCAAAAGUCCUUUCCACUUGUAGUUGGUAUUUCUAAAGCUCUUUUAAAAUGCUCCAUAUUUACACUCUUUAUAAUUGACCAGAAUGCAGAGCCAUAUCUAUGGGUCAAGGUCAAGAAGUACAUGCCAGACGCCUGCUUCAGCAAGGUAUCACAUCUGGUGGAUGGCUCUUGCUACAAAACUGUCAUCUCAGUCUGGAUUAUGUCAAUGAAGUCAGUAUCAUUAGUGUCAUAUUUAGCUUAGUGUUGUUUUGUCUUACUGGUUGAAAAUUAUGUGCAUAUUUUAUAACACUGUGCAUAUUUCUGGAUUUCUCUGUUGAUUGGUUAAUCCAGAGGUUCCUAAACUGUGCGCCACAAUGGUCUGGCGAGUCAUGACCUCCGCAAGAAGCUAUUAACAAUUAUUAAAAAUUUUCUUUUUUGAAUUGCAUUUGUUUGACUUUGGCUUAGGGUGCCCCAGGAAAAGACUUAUAUGCAGCGAGUGUGCCAUGAAUAAAAGGUCUUGGAACAUCUGGGUUAAUCAAUAAUUAGUCCACCAUAAAUAAUAUUUUUUUAAUCAAGUAGAAAAUAUUUUUUGAUAGACUUAAUUUUUUUGUCGUUGUUCAAAUAAUGUAUUUUCUAAAUAAAUAAAGGAUUAUAGUUUGUUUAAUUUAAAUCAUAAAAUUAAAACAAACAAGAAAAUGUAACUCUAUACCAGAAUCAACUGGCAGUGCAUACUUCUAGAGCUUACUCAUUGAGAGAUCACUCCUAUAAAUUUAGUAUGCUGAAAGCCCGUUCAUGCGAUUGAAAGACACAUUGUAAAGAUCUUCAAAUGUCUUCGUCUAGGUUCUAGAUGCCAUUGUGGAGACUGAGACCAUCCAUGAAGAAUUCAGACUGUGGGUCACUACUGAGGUUCAUCCCAAGUUUUCCAUCAACUUUCUACAGGUAUUCCAAUGAUACAUUCAUUUAUAACUUAAGCCACUGAGAUGGUGUGUAGGUGGCAUACAUGGUCUUGCUCAUACAGUGGAAGAAAUCCUUUAAAACUGCAUUGGUUUCCUAGGGUGAUGCCUGGGUGAUAUGAAUUUAAAAUUCCUAAUAAUACAUCUUUCCAUAAAUAAAAUGAUCAACACUAAUAAUGCAUUGCCCUGUUAUACUUGUUAUGUGAGUGUUCAAGGUAAUGAAUGCAUUUUUGUAUUUGACUUCAGAUCUCCAUUAAGUUCACCAAUGAGCCACCCCAAGGUGUCAGAGCUGGUCUCAAGAGGACCUAUGCUGGCAUCACUCAAGACUUCCUGGACAUCUCUAACAUGCCACAGUGGAAGCCAAUGCUGUAUGGUGUGGCCUUCCUUCACACUGUGGUGCAAGAGAGGAGAAAGUUUGGCCCUCUGGGCUGGAAUAUCCCCUAUGAGUUCAAUACAUCAGAUCUUAAUGCCAGCAUUCAGUUUGUGCAGAACCACCUGGAUGAUAUGGAUCCUAAGAGAGUGAGUUGAACAGAAUGUAAUUCUCAUGGAUUUCAAAUAAAUUGUAAUUUUUUUAGAUUUAAACUUUCAUUCAGUUGUUUAUUAGUUGGGGGGGAAAAUUAUUAUAAUAAUUAUUAUUAUUUAAUUUUUUUGGGGUUGGGGAGGAGGGCAGUUGGGGCCAUUGCCCUUGUUUUUCUUUUUAUUAUUAUUUUUUUUUAAAUUGUAUGUGUCAUUGUGUCUUAAUUUUCUGUACUUACCUCAUUUACUAAUUAAAUAUUGCAGAAUAUUCUAUUUUUUCAAAGAAAGGAAUUUUGAAAUGAAAACAAUUUAGAAUAUAGAGCUCCACAAACUUUUACAAAUUUAUUUUUUCAUUUGAUUGUUGAUGUUAAAUAGUUUGAAGAAGUUGGAGUAAAAAUUGAUGUUUGUUACAAAUUUCAGUUCAGUUACAGUUAUUUUUCAAUAGAUUAAUUUUUUUUUUUUACUUCUCAAAUAUUUCAAUCUACCAAAUAUAUCCAUUUCUUAGGUUAUCCAAUAAAAAAGUAAAUAAUUGAAAUAUGCUGAAAGUUAUUAUAUAAAGAAGGGGUAAAAUUAUUUACAAUAACUUUUUUCUAAUGCUGACCCUCAGGGGGUCAACUGGAUCUGUGUGCGCUACAUGUUUGGAGAGAUCCAGUACGGAGGUCGUGUCACUGACGACUAUGACAAGCGACUUCUCAACACGUUCUGUCGAAUCUGGUUUGGUGAAAACAUGUUCCAGCCAAACUUUGUCUUCUACAAGGGCUACAACAUCCCCAAAUGUACCAAAAUACACGAGUUCCAUGAAUACAUCAACAACCUGCCAUCCACUGACCCCCCUGAGGUGUUUGGCCUUCAUGCUAAUGCAGACAUCACGUGAGUGAUUGCAGAAUAUUGUCUAUUAGUAUUAGCUGAAUCAUCAAAGGGUUAAUUUAUAUCUGAUAUUUUGUUUGCAGAAGUGAAAAACUUCACUAAUAGUAGAAAUAGUCCCUAUUUCUAUGACAUUUUCUUUAAUUUCUUUUAAUUAAAAGUAAUGCUUUCCGUUAAUUUUUAUAUUGUAAGUCAGAACCUUAUGUUUGACAUGAAUAAAUUCAGAGUCUGUAAAAUUAUAGACACUAGAAUUAAACUUUUCUUACCUGGCACCAGUGCCAUGAAAGUCUGUCGGUGUCCCCUUGUGAGUUUGCAAAUGCUGAUUGCUCAUGCGUGACUGUUGUCCAGGUACCAAAAUGUGACAGCCAAGUCCAUCUUAGACACCAUCCUAAACAUCCAGCCCAAGGACAGCUCAUCAAGUGGGGGUGAGACCAGGGAAUCCACCGUUUACAAGUUCUGUGAUGACGUCCUCAACAAACUGCCCAUAGAUUAUGACCCGUUUGAGAAGGUGGCGUGCCUGGCAAAACUUGGCAAGCUGGAACCUUUAGUAAUUUUCUUGAGACAGGUCGGUUGACAGAUAACUUAAGAGAUGUUGGAGGUUCAAUACACAUGUACAGCCUACUAUUAUAAACAAAAAUGAUUGACAAAAUCGCAAUUCAUUGCUUAUAUGUAAACAAUUGUAUUGCAAUGAAUUGACUAGAGGAGGAAUACCUCCUAGGCUUAAAAAUAUCUGUAAAAAUAUGGAAUUAUUUUUAUGCAUACGUUUUGAAGUGUUUCAAAAUAAAAAUUUGAUCACAUAAUAAACAUUUUUAUAAGUAUUUCUUCAUUUGGCAGGAAACGUUAAUAGAAGUGCUACUCAAUAAUUUAAAAUUUUUUUAUUUUAACUGCUGGUUAAGAACAAUCCUUACUUGUUAUGCAAGGUGUUCUUUCCAUGCAAUGUCCAUGUUCAUGUCGUUGACUAGAGGAGGAAUACCUCCUAGGCUUAAAAAUAUCUGUAAAAAUAUGGAAUUAUUUUUAUGCAUACGUUUUGAAGUGUUUCAAAAUAAAAAUUUGAUCACAUAAUAAACAUUUUUAUAAGUAUUUCUUCAUUUGGCAGGAAACGUUAAUAGAAGUGCUACUCAAUAAUUUAAAAUUUUUUUAUUUUAACUGCUGGUUAAGAACAAUCCUUACUUGUUAUGCAAGGUGUUCUUUCCAUGCAAUGUCCAUGUUCAUGUCGUUGUAGGAGUUGGACAGAAUGCAGACAGUCAUUACAGCUGUGCGUAAUACAGUCAUUGACCUGAAGCUGGCCAUAGAUGGAACCAUCAUCAUGAGUGAGAUCCUACGAGAUGCCCUCGACUCCAUCUAUGAUGGGCGCAUCCCUGCUGCAUGGAAGAAGGUUUGUCGUUAGCUACAUACCAUCUUCUUUGAGCCAUUGUUUAACAUUUUGAGAGUUAAUGUGACAAGAUUCCUUCUUGUGUUACCUUCAAAUUUGAUGGUCAUAACGUUCAAGUGCAGGAGGGUUCUCACUCUGUAGGAAAUAAUAGGCCUGUUCUUUGGUCAACAAGCAACCUGAUCAUAAUGUUAAGUGUAGGAAGGUUCUUAUUCUGUAGCAAAUAAUAGGCCUCUAUGUUGUUCACAACAAGCAAACUUAGUACACAAAAUGUUCCAGCUCCAUCCUUCAGUUAUAGUUAUACUUUUAAUCUUCAUCACAUCUAUUAUUUUUAUAUGAUUCAAAACCCACCAAAAAGUAGAGUAAGUCUAUGGUGGUUUUUUACCUGUAGCUGCCCAACAAGCUCCACCUUUAACAGUGUUUUUAUCAUGAGCUCAUUUAGUUUACAAAAUAAUUUCUGGCAUUGUUUGACGUUUUUAUCCACUUUUCCCUGUUUCAGAUCUCAUGGGAUUCUAGCACCAUCAGCUUCUGGUUGAAUGAACUUCAGGACAGAAACACUCAGUUCAGAUCCUGGCUCUACAACGGUGCACCAAAAUCUUUCUGGAUGACCGGAUUUUUUAAUGCGCAAGGUUUCUUGACCGCCAUGAGACAGGUUAGUUCAUAACAGUUGCUUGCAGUAAAAAAGUAUUACCAAUUUGGAAUCAAUGAAAGAAAAGUUUCAAAAGUUUUAUUUAAAAGUGUUUAUAAUGGCACUUCAGGCUAAUGAAUCAUUGGAUGCCCAGUAAAAAAAAAAGUACUUAAGUAUCGCUGGCCAAAAGUAGAAUCCCGGAAGUAUAAGAAUUCAAGCUUUGGUUUUAUUUUUAGAUUUUUUUGGAAUGUCCUGUUUCCCUGUGUAAACUCUAAAUUGACUUUUGUGUGUAGUUUUUUUGUAUAAAUUCUAAUGGCAAAAAAUGUGUAUUCUCAACAGAAAGUUACCCGUAACCACAAAGGCUGGGCUUUGGACACUGUGGUACUACACAAUGAUGUCACCAAGUUUGAGAAUGCCGAGGCAGUGACAUCUGAGCCACCAGAGGGAAUUUACGUCCAUGGUCUCUACCUUGAUGGUGCUUCAUGGGACAGACGAAACAGCAAGCUUAUUGAGUCUAAGCCCAAGGUGAGAUUUACCUUGUCAAUUGUUAGGAACUAAACAAAAUUAUUUCAAUCUCUUUUAAUAAUGUUAUUUAGGGCAUAAUAUAACUGUCUCAGCACUGGCGUAAGAAGGGAGGGGGCGCGGAGAGGGCGGUACUUUUUUUUUAUAAAUGGAUGGGCCGGUAUUUUCAGCCAGCUGCAGAGUUUUUUUUGUGGAAGGGAGCGGAAAAAUUCUCGCCUAGCCCCCAAGUGGCGCUAACCCUGGCUUUGCCACUGUGUCUCAGUAAUGUUAGUGUAUCCAUUUUACAAAGUACUCUUGAAAUUACCAGGCCGCCUAUCAUAUUACAACAGUUGUACUUUAACCAAUUCUUUACCGAUGACGUCGAUGCGACGUCACGAUCACCCCCUUUCAAUUACCAAGGACGUCAUGUUGUCGUCCUAACAAAGAGGCAAAGAACUUUUCUGAAAUACCAAGGACGUCACGCGGACGUCAUAUUUCAAUGCUAUAUAUUUCUUUAUUCGUUAAUCUAUAGAAAGUUGAAAAACGAAUCUGAUAGAGCUCGGAUAGAGGAUGAAAAAUACAGAAAAUUCCUUAUUUUAAGUUUUAAUUGCUGAGUCAGCAAAAAUUGAUGCCAAAACGAGCGGUAAUGAAGGGGUUAAUAUAAUGAAGACACCUGGAACGCUUGUGUUGUAGAAAUGUACCCAAGUUUAUGAUGGUCCAUCAGGUUCUGUUUGAGGCAAUGCCAGUGAUCCACAUCACAGCCGUCAGUAGCAGCGUAGGUGCACCAGAUGCUAAUAAGAUGUACAAGUGUCCUGUUUACAAGAAGCCCAGGCGAACCGACUUGACCUACAUUGCAGAGGUGGUCUUGAGAACAUCCUCAACCACCCACCCUGAUCACUGGAUUUGUCGUGGUGUGGCUCUCCUGUGUGAUGUUAAAUAAGAACCCCAAUCCUCACAAAUGUGUCUUAUUUUAUUUACAGUUAUACACAUUUAGAAUGCACAAUCACUUUAUGUAAAUUUAACAUAUGAGCUAGUGAAACCUAUAUUUAACAGGAGUGUGUAUUUUCGGGCAGCAAAAUAAAAACUGAAAGAUUUUAUUGAUACACUUAUAUUUUCUCUUCAUUUUUUUAAAAUGUUACGUUUAAUGAUUGAGAAAACUUUAAAUGCAUUAAAUAUUAUUGUCGUACCAAGACAAUAUGGACAUGAUCUGUUAUAAGAUAAUUAUAACAUUUCAGCUACAACAUAAAAGUAAUAUAAAAUUAAACGAUCCCUGCUGCAUAUUACAUUUAUCCAGUUUGGUAUCAAAUCUCUAUUUUUCAUUUGCAUUUAUCACAGUCUCCAAAGAGUCAUCACAACUAUGUUUUGUAUAUUUACCAUUUUUUUUUUGUAUUAAACUGUUUGUAUACUCUGUUAUAUUAAUGUUUUAAAGCACCCUUUGUAACUUUUUCACUUUAAUUAUUAUCAGGUUUAUUAUUUAAUAUAAUGUAUUUUGUAAACUCACGAGAGCCUUUUUUUUUCAUAUUUCAUAACAACCUAAGCAUAUUUCCACUCUCUUGAAUAACUUGACCUUCUUUUCAUAUUGAUUUUCGCCAGUUUGUAACAUUAUUUCUUUUGAUAUAUACUCAAUAUUAUGUCAUUAUUAUACUCUAAUAAUUAAUCUCUAUUUUAAAUGCCUUAUUUAUAACUUCUAGUCUCUGUGCCCAUUAUUUAUACAAUCUCAUUUUUACCAGCAGAGCUGUAACAUAUUUUUUUGGUCAAAAUGCAACUCAUAAUGAAAAUACUUUCAGAAAGUAUACAAUAUUGUGCUUUCAAGUUAUUUGAGCUUUUUAUAAGGUAUAAAAUAUUAUCUUUGAGAUAAAUGAAAUUGUUUAUCACAUAAUUCAUUGAAAUAAGCAUAAUGUACUUGAAUAAAUGUAAUGUAUCAAGUAAGAAUUCAUUGAAAUAAGCACCAUGUACUUGAAUAACCAUAACUUAAAAAUAUUUUAAAAUAAUGAGACCAACAAAUUGAAUAGUAACCGAAUUUUAAGCUUUUCCUGAAGUAAUUUUUCAACUGCAAUCUGUUGUCAAUUUAAUUGGACUGCUACUGCUAUAUCCAAAUGCAUAUUAAAAAACUUAAUUCAAUUAUAUAUUUAAGAUUUUCAUAUAUAUUAAUCAUUCAUCACUCAAAUCUAAAUGUUAUGUAAAGGUGAUGAUAUUUUUGAUCAUUUCUUUUUUCUUUCUAAUCAUUCAUUUAAAUAUUUUCAUGUUCCAAUGGGUAAAAAAAAAAUAUUCCGUCCUCAAUAGUAUAACAUAAUAAAUUUAUAUAUGUUUAAUUUAAGACAACUCAAUGUAUUUAUAAUAUAUAUGUCAAGGUCAUGACCUUGUUUAUCAAAAGGGGCUAUCUGUGAUACAAAUAUCUCUCAAUCUCAUUCCAUUUUGAACUAAUUUUCAUCUACAAAGUAAUUUUAUUUUGAUCUUAUCAUUAAAUAUUUUAGAUAAA
This is a messenger RNA of Lymnaea stagnalis (great pond snail), 58248 nucleotides long. Lineage: Eukaryota; Metazoa; Mollusca; Gastropoda; Lymnaeidae. The record is from the annotation of a GenBank genome assembly.